Messenger RNA from Podarcis lilfordi (Lilford's wall lizard), 52443 nucleotides. The record is from the annotation of a GenBank genome assembly. NCBI's taxonomy places the organism in Eukaryota, Metazoa, Chordata, Lepidosauria, Squamata, Lacertidae.
AUAAUAAUCGUAAUCGUGAUGGUGGAGCCGGGGGGGGCGUCCCUUGUUCCCUCGGCCUGGCUCCUCCUCCUCCUCCUCCCCGGGUCUCCUCGCGAGGAGGAGCGGACUCGGGGCCUCCCUCUGCGGGGAGGAGGCUUGUUUACGGGCGGCCUGGGCCUGGGCGUCGAGCUCGGGGUCUGCUGGGCGGCCUCUUCUUGCUUACCUCAGGAGCGGCAGCAGCAGCGGCGUCGGCGUCGCCUCCUUCGCGAGGAGAAGGGGAAGGGGAAGGGGAAGGGGAAGGGAGGCCUGGUCCUGGUCUCGGCUCCCCCGCCAUCAUGCCUCUGCCCGGCGGGCGGCUCCUCGCCGCGCUCGCCCUGCUCGCCCUCCUGGCCGGGGGGGGCCUCGCCCACAGUGAGUGGGGGACACGGGGGGGAUAUGGGGGGUAAGGAAGGGGGGAAACAGAGGGGGGUGCGGAAGGGGAGAGAGAGGGGGGGAUAUGGGGGGAGAAAGCGUGGGGAAUAGGGGGUGGGGGAGCAGACAGGCGAGUGGGGGGUAUGGGGUGGGGGGUAAUGGUAAUCGUAGGACCCCUGAGGUGGGGGGAGAUGGGGGACAUAGGGGGUGGACAGGAGGGGGCGACGGACAGGGAGGGAGGGAGAAAAUCGAGGGGCUCCAGAAGUGGGGGGGUGCAGAAGGGGAGAGAGGGGGAGGGAUAUGGGGGGGAGAAAGCGUGGGGAAUAGGAGGUGGGGGAGCAGGACAGGAGGGUGCAGAAAGGCGAGUGGGGGGAUAUGGGGUGGGGGGUAAUGGGAAUCGUAGGACUCCUCUGGUGGGGGAUAUAGGGGGGAAUAGGGGGUAAUGUACAGGAGGGAGGGGGGAAAUCGAGGGGCUCCUGAGGUGGGGGGGUGCGGAAGGGGAGAGAGGGGGGAUAUGGGGGGAGAAAGCGUGGGGAAUAGGAGGCUGAGACGUAGGGGGAGUAGGACAAGAGGGGGCGAGUGGGGUAGGAUAUGGGGUGGGGGGGUGAAGGGAAGAAAUAGGGAGUGGGGGCAUGGGGGGAAACAGUAAUCGUAGGGCUCCUUAGGUGGGAGGAUAUGGGGCAAUAGGGGGUGGACAGGAGGGGGUAAUGUACAGGAGGGAGGGAGAAAACCGAGGGGCUCCUGAGGUGGGGGGUGCAGAAGGGGAGAGAGGAGGGAUAUGGGGGGGGCGAAGGGGUGGGGAAUAGCGGGUAGGGGGAGUAGGACAGGAGGGUGCAGUUAGGUGAGUGAGUGGGGAUACAAGGGGGGAUAUAGGGUGGGGGGUAACGGCAAUCAUAGGACCCCUGAGGUGGGGGGAGAUGGGGGACACGGGGGUGGACAGGAGAGAGGGAGAAAACCGAGGGGCUCCUGAUGUGGGGGGUGCAGAAGGGGAGAGAGGGGGGAUAUGGGGAGGGAAUAGGGGGUGCACAGACAGGAGGGGGAAAAUAAUCAAAGGGCUCCUGAGGUGGAGUGGGGGGUGAAUGGGGUAGAGGGAGAAUAGGGGGGCAGGAAUAGGGGGUGGGGGUGAAUGGACAGGAGGGAGAGGGAAUCGGGGGGCUCCUGGGGUGGGGGGUGAAUGGGGGGGGUAACAGCCAGAAGGGUCAGUGAGUUGUGGGGUGGGCCCUUCACUGCAGGUGUCAGGAGAAAACCAGCCUUGGCUUUUGCAGCUCAGCCCCCCAAUGGGGGAGCUCAAAACCUUGCUUCCUGGACGUGGGGCCCCUCUUUGUAUCUCUGCCCCAUAGCGGACCUCAAGGGGCCCCAACGGGGCUGCAGAAGCCAAGCCCAGGUGCCUGGCAGCGGAUUGGAGGCCUCUGGGGGUGGGGCUCCCAACAUCUGGCCGCACUUGCUGGAGGGCGCGUGGGGAGGAGAGGAGGCCUCUGGGGUGCCCCCCCAGUAGUUAUGGGGAGUUCUGCCUGGUGGGGAGGCAUCUGGGGCGACUGCAGUACGUUAAUCAGGAUGCUGGGGGUUGUAUUGGGGGACGGAGUGAUUUUGGACGGCUUGGAGUUGCGCUCAGGAGUGUUUGCAAUGCGUUUAGCAACCGCUUAGUAGAAUCCGAGAAUUUGCAGAGUUUCGAUGGACGCCAAAUGUCACUUGGCCCGACCCCUUGCAAGGUUUUGCCCAACGUGGGGCUCGGACCCACGGCCCUGCCUCUCUCUACCAGCUCAACUAGACUUAAAAUUUUCCUUGAAAGGGGGUAACCGUUCAAGACUGGGGUGUUGGUGGUGCCCAUCUGUGUGUCUGCGAUGCGCUUGGCAGUAGUGGAAGACUUAAAACGUAAUGGUCAAGAGUUGCAAUGGAAGGGGGUGCUUUCGAGGGAGGCCUUGGGUGCCAGGUUUAGGGUGCCAGGUUUAAGACCCAGCCGUGGGUAUGUACAUAGGGGCAGUUGCAAUAUUUGGGGCAGCGCCAGCGAUACGGUUGUAGCCGACGUAAAUUGGAAUGGCGAGAGGAGACUCGAUUGCAAGGCAUUGAUUAAUGGAAGCGCUGCCAGUUUAGGAGACUGGGGUCGCCUUGGGGGGCUGCAACUGGGGAGCAGUUGUGGAAAUUUCAUUCAUUGUGACAUUCAGGGAAGAAGGCUUCUGGUGUGGAACAGGAGGAGAAGGAGAGGAUAGAGAAGCUCCUCUUUUUAUUUAUUCUAUCGUAACUUUGUAUUAAUGGAAUGUUUUUAUACGUAACUAUGUGUCCUUGCAAUGCUCUGUUUAAGUUCUCCGCUGUGGCUGCUGCUCCUCUGAGACGUUGUGGUGCAGAAAUCAAUUAACUAACAAAAAAGAGUAGUAGAUUGAAAUCACAACCCAAGGCUGGGAAGUCCUCUGGGGUGAUUUUUCGGUAUCGCGAAUAGUAGUAGCAGAAGAUUUAAAUCCUAAUGACAGGGUGUGUCUAGAGAAGAGACCGCUGGGCUGAUUGCUCCAUUUACUACUGGUAGUAUUACCGGGAGUAGCCUCAAUUAUAAUAGUAGAAGGCACGUGAAGAGGAGAGACCUCUGGGCUGAUGCUUUUCUCUUCCCCCAUAAUAGGAGUGGCCAUGAUUCGUGUUUUUGACUUGUCGAGAGUUUGUUUUAUUGAUAUAAACAGUAUUACGGUGGCACGCUAGCAGUAACAGUGGUGGGCGUUAUUCUAGUAUCGGCAUAAUUAGAAUUGGUAGUAGCAGCCUCGAAGUGUGGUCUACUCAGAAUCCACUGGUUCAGUGGGGUUUGCUUCGGCGUCAGCGUGUGUGGGCUUGCAUCACCCGUAACUAGCUAGCAACUAGCAGAAUUAGAAUUAAUCAUAACAGUUCCAGGUGAUUGGAAAGGAGCCGUUUGGGAUUAUGCCCUCUCUUCUUGUGGUAGUUAUGACUUUUGUACUUGCCUGGAGGGCGUUGAUUAAUAAGCUUUAAUGAAACUGAUAAGAGUAGAAAUAAUAAUAAUAAUAAUAAUAAUAGGAAUGGAGAGCAGAUCUCUAGAAUUAUUCUCUCCUGGACACAAGACUUGUUAUGUGCCUGGAGAUUUUUAUAUGCUUCACAAAGCAAGUUUCCUUUAGUUAGUUAUCAAAAGCAUCUGUACGCCACUUAGCAUCCAAAAGUAUUGAAGCAGUUGUACGAGAUGACGGGAAGGCAUUCAGGCGAAAUAAAAUAACAUAAAACGUAGUUUAGGCUUCAUAAGCCGCUAGUAGGGCAGGGCGGUAUCUGUGAUGUGUCACCAGCUAAACAUCGCGGCAGACCGAUAGAUCACGAUGUCCGGAAUAAGGAUGGAGGCGAGGGGAGCCUGGGUACAAAAAGAAAAGUCGUUGGCAUGCUCUGAAAGUGUAAGAUCGUUGGCUGAUGCCUCUGAAUGUCAGAGGGAAGAUGGUUCCCGUGCGUGUCUCUUUUUAAGGCGUCACGCGGGACGUGGAGACAAAUGCAUAAAAGCGAAAACAUCACAAGGAAAAGCCGUAUUACGCUAAAACCGUAACAAGACGGAAGAGGCGGCGAGCACGAAAGCAGGCAUGAGAUAAUAAACAGAUCGCGCUUAUCUUCCCGGAGGCCUCCUUCUCCACGCAUCCUGACCAUCGAUAACAGUAAUUAAGUGCCACACUGGAUUCCGUGGCCCGGUUGGCAUGCCAGGGCCGUGGUUCUGUUCCAGAUGGCAUCUCCGGGCAGCGCUGAAAAAGCUCCCCCCCCAACCCCUGAGCAGCUCCUGUCGGUCAGCGCAGGAGACAUUGCUGAGAUAGAUGGACCCCCUCGGCCAGCCGCUUGCAGGCGGGAGGUGAUUCUGCUCCCAAGGCAGCUUCCUGCUGAAACCGGCGCUUCGUUUGGACCCAUGAGGACUUGAACCUUGGCUUGUUUGUAAGGAAAGGACCGUCUCUCGGGGCAGAGCAGCUGGGAGAAGGAAAUGGAGGAGAGGGGCUGGCCCAGUGCUCCUUGCCUCGCUAAGAGUUGGCGUAAGAGUUGGGGGGGGGGUCCUGCAGGGCGCAUCCCCCUUCUGCCACGCCGAGGCCCCAUGUCGGAGCUAAUUGCUCUUACAUUGGUUCAGCACCUGGCAACGAUCAUUAUAAUUUCAGGAAAAAAUAUCUGGCAGAAAUCCUGGAGAGAGCUGCUGCCAGCCAGUGCGGGCAGUAUUGAGCUAGAUGGAGUCAGUGGCCCUGGUUCUGCGCAAGGCAGUUCCCUCUGUAGCUCCCAGAUUUCAGGGGAAGGCGCUCCCUGUUAAGCUGGAAGAUACACGCGUCAGCGAGGGUUUCAUUGUCUAGGAGAGAAAACAUAUAUGAAACAGUCUGUGGGGAGCAGCGCUGGUGUGGGUCUGUGCUGACCUACAGGUUGGGCAGGCUGCUAUUUGGGGCUGUGUUUGAGCUGUGUGGGGCCAGUCUGUUCUCCCUCUGUGCCUCGUGGCUCCUGGGCAGUUGCAUCACUUCUUGCGAUGUGUUUUGGGAUGUAUUUUGGUCGCGGAGACCCUGGCGAUGUCGGGUUCCUAGAACCAGGCCUGAAAGAGCGUUGCCGGCAGUGGGGGGCUUUUAUUUGGAGCGGUGGCUUAAUAACAACAGGAAGAAAGACACCUGUUGACGAGAUGAAUCACCUGGAAGCUGGCUUAUCAGAACUCUCCCGUUUCCAGGCCAAAGUUCCUUGCUUUGCGUAGGGACGGUCUCUCGCGUAUUAGCAGGGAUCGUUCUGUUUGGCGGGGGCUGCUGAUUUGCCGUCUCUCUCUGCGCUUGAUGCAAGCAGCUGCCAUUAUCCCCAAUCAAAACACGAAGCAGCCGUUGUGUUUGCUCUCCGCCAUCGGGGCCGCUUCCGCGAAACACGCUCUUUUAUAUUCCGUUCCUCGUCGGCCUUCCUCCCCGACAGCACAUUCUGCCAGGCAAUCUCUCUCUGCCUCUCGUUCCCAGAGAAGCAGGAGGAGGAAGAAAGGGGUUCUCCUCCGGAGGUGACCAAGUCCCAAAAUCUCUCUUAAUCUAGUAUUGUGCAUGUGUCAGGCUCCCAGCUGAAAGGGCCUGUUUGUUCAGCCCGUAAAACUCUGGGGCAUGUGCCUUCUCUGCCCCCUUCCCUCCCACAAUUUCCUGGGACUGGCGUUUCCAAUUUUGCGCAUUCGACUUCUCAGGCCGGACUGGUUCUGCCCAUGCAAAACCCAGAGAUGGGCAUCACUUUCAGGAAAAGACGUGGCUUGCCUUGCAUCUCCUGGGAGGGCGGAAUUAUUAUUUUUUGGGAGGGGGAGAUGCGAAUUUAAUACAGCCCUCUACCAUUUGGAAUGGGUGAAAGAAAGAAAGAAAGAAAGAAAGAAAGAAAGAAAGAAAGACCAUUGGAACCUUAUUUUGGUCUGGUUUCAUAGUUUUGUAGUAACCCCUCCCUGGAACCUUAUGGCGACAGAUGGGAUAAAAAAAUAAUAAUUUUGUAAGUAAAUAAACACAGUCAGUUUGGAAGCAGUUAGGCAUUGCAGUGCCAAGCAAGCACCCCAUAAUAACUGGAGGUGGCCGUUAUACUCUGCACAGUUUUCGUUCUUCCCCUUCUCUCUCUUUUUCCCAGUUGUACAUUCUUUGGUUUUUCCCCCCGUGUUAGAAAAAAACGAGGCGGUCGAUCUGAGAAAUGCAUUUGGCAACCUCGGACGUGACCUAAGCCAUUUUCUGAAAUGCGUUCCUUGAAAGCGCUGGAAAACAAAACUCUUAUUCUUCUGGACGGGACUAAGGAUGGUUUUAGUUGUUGGUGUUGUUGGGUUUUUUUCUUACCCCGGAUACGGGUUGUUGUUUUUUGUGUAGGGAAGCCCCGUGCUUUUGAGAUCCCAAAAGUCGGUUUCUUAAGUGCAAGUGGGAGGCUUUGCAGAGAGAGGAAAAAGAAGUUUUGGUUCCCCCCGGCUUUUACUACAUAGCCAGAAUGCAAGGAGCUCAGACUUGUGAAAGCGGCCUUGUGUAACGUUCAUCCAUCCAGCUUGAUACAGGCUACACUGGCUGGCAGCAGCUGCUUUUCAGUGGGGAACGUUCCGCCGCCCGGCGCUGAGCAACAUCACAACAGGUUUUGAGCAUGAGAGACGAAGGGAGACGGUUCCUUGAGUUUCCCCCGUCCGCUGCGAGUGCGCACGCAGUGAGGUUACUCGCGAGCAAGUGACUUCUGACCCAGCUGCCGGCCGUGUUUACGCGCAUCCGAGUUAAAGUUUGACAUCGCGCGUUGCAAUGCUUAACCGGGGGAUAACUAGGAAGGCGGCUGUUUUCUCCACGCUUAAGCAGAGGCGGUGUGGGUCGCGCCCCCUUCCAGGCCUCCCCGCAAGCGUUUCUCAAACGGGUCCCGAACCGCUGCUGUCCCUCCCCUCAAAAACCGCCCGCUGUACCAGUCCCCCAAACGGCUUCUCUGGACUGUGGCAUUUGGACACAGAGGGGUAUAAUUGUGCUAUAUAUCCGUCCUUUGGCUAUAUAUAAAAGCGGGCGUCGAAGCGGCCACAUUUGUGCAAGCGUUAUUCCAUGCAAAACACGGAGCGGCGUUCUGGGGCUUGGGGGUGCGCCAACAGACUUUUUUGAGGCUGCUCUUCUGCCAGACUUCCCUCCCGUAGAAGCGCGCAGCAGGCUGCCAGCCCGUGCAGAAUGGCAGGGCGCGUGUCCUAGUUUUGAAAGUGCUGCCCCGAAACAUUGAGCAGAAAUGGAAAGAAUAGAAAGCGACGAUGAACAAGGGUAGGCCGGCCCUCUUGCAGGUUCUGUUCUCGGUGGCGUCGCUGCUGCCGCAUCAGUGUGGGCAAUAUGGAGCUUGUUAGAAUAUCGGUAGCUUCUUCCGUCCUUAUUUCAAUCAGACGAUGAGGACUGGCAUCUUGCUUUGCAUUUAAGGGAAGGAGCAGGGCUUUCUAUGCCUAGCAGGUCCCGGGUUCAUUCCCUCUGCCGGGAUUCCCCCCUGCCUGAACCCGCAGGGAACCCUUGCUGCCAGUCAGUGCUGCCAACACUGGCUUCAGUGGACCUUGGUAGUCUGGCUGCCCAAGGCCCCUUUCCUGGGCUCCUGAAAUGGCAGCGAUGCGAAGAAAGGCUUGUUACGCAACCUCAGGUACUUGCCAAAGCCAUGUGCUCACCCCGCAAGGCAGGCUUCGGCAACCUGGUGCCCUCCAGGCGCUCUGGAGUGCAGCCCCCCCCGACCCCCGGGUUUUUUAGUCCAAAACCUCUGGAGGAGAGGGCACCAAGCUGGCAAAGGCCACCCAGAGCCCCCCAACAUGACUGCUGUGCAAGAGGCGCCGACUCCCCUCUCGGGACUCCCAGUUCAAACCAACCCAGGGUGUAAAGAGCCACACGCCCUUCGCUGCCUCAUUAACAAUACUAUAAAAGUGGAGGCUUUAAACGGAGACCUGGGUACAAUUCAAUAAAACUUUCCCACUGAGUUUGGUUUGUUUGGUUUCUGUUUUUUAAGGCCCUUCGGAGAACUCUUGUAAAGAGAGAGAGAGAGAGAGAGAGAGAGAGAGAGAGAGAAAGAAAGAAAGAAAGAAAGAAAGAAAGAAGAGCAUUAGUCGGAUCUGUCCUGUCUGCAGCAUACUUGGAGAAAUCGCAGCAGCGUUGCAUUUCUCAACUGUUAAGGAAUAUUUUCUUUUAUAUUUGAGACAGCCUUCUUCCCCCAAAUGUUUAAUGCAGCUUUCACCAACCUGCUUUGGACUACUACUACUACUACCAUCAACCCCUGUCGGGUAACCAGGUUGAGAAAAGCUGAUUUAACAGGGGGAAGGAACCAAAGGGGGUGUGUGGAUCCCUCUCCUCCCCACCCCACCCCCUGGGAAUAACCUAGGAUCCUGGGGGCACGUCCCCCAGCAUCAUUCCCUGCGAACUAUAACUAGGCAAGCAGAGGAGAGUCAGUCUGCCAAAAAGAUUGCGCCGGUUUCUUUCAUUCAGAGGGCUAGCCAGCCCCUGGGGCGCUGAACCUCUCAGCGUUGGCAGUCUCCAGUCUCCUCAGUCUCCUCUUCCGUUAUUGCCCAGGCCCCAUCCUUAGUCGCUUGGCAUCUGCCCGCGUCGGGAGGCAAGGCAAGAGGGGCGAAGUCAGACUGCUGGAGAGUCGCGGCGCCUGCUGUGGCUGCUUCAUGCUGGGAGAAUCCCGGGAACUGUAGUUUGUUGUGGGCGCCGGUAGUUCUUAGGAGGCCCGUGUUCCCGUCAUCGCAGAGUUGAAUUUCCCUGUGUGGGGAAGAGGGGCUGGCUCUUUAAAGGCACACGGAAGAACAGAAGAAGAUCUUUCUGGGUCAGGCCGGCGGCUCUUCUCGCAGAGAUGCGUGUGCGAAACCCGCACGUUGAGCACAAGAGCCCUCCUGCCCUUUCCAGCAAGUGCUGUUUGGAAGCAUUUGGCUCCCGGUGGAGUACAGGGUCAGAUUUUGACCUUUAAAGCCCUAUAGGGCCUAGGACCCUCGUACCUACGGGACCGCCUCUCCCGGUAUGCCCCACGGAGGACCUUAAGGUCCAUAUAGCGCAACACCCUAGAGGUCCCGGGCCCUAAGGAAGUUAGAUGAGCCUCAGCCAGAGCCAGGGCCUUCUCAACACUGGCUCCAACCUGGUGGAACGCUCUGCCUCAUGAGACCAGGGCCCUGCAGGAUCUGACUUCUUUCCGCAGGGCCUGCAAGACAGAGUUGUUCCACCUGGCCUUUGGCUCAGAAUCAGUUUGAUUCCCUCCCCCUCUUUCUUUUUCCUUUCUCCUCCUAUGAAGAGAUUGCUCCCUAAUUGUUUUAAUGUUGUAUCUUAAUCUUUUAAAUUGUAUUUUAAUCAACUUGUUUUUAUUAUUGGUUGUUAGCCGCCCUGAGCCCGGUCUCGGCUGGGGAGGGCAGGGUAUACCGUAUUUUUCGCUCUAUAAGAUGCACCAGACCACAAGACGCACCUAGUUUUUGGAGGAGGAAAAGAAGAAAAAAAAUAUUCUGAAUCUCAGAAGCUAGAACAGCAAGAGGGAUCACCGCACAGUGAAAGCAGCAAUCCCUCUUGCUGUUCUGGCUUCUGGGAUAGCUGCGCAGCCUGCAUUUGCUCCAUAAGAUGCACACACAUUUCCCCUUACUUUUUAGGAGGGAAAAAGUGAGUCUUAUAGAGCAAAAAAUACGGUAAAUACAAAUUUAUUAUUAUUAUUAUUAUUGUUAUUAUUAUUAUUAUUAUUUCCUGCUCCUGCUCUCUGAAUUUGCCCAACCCUCUUUCAAAGAGCUUGCCGACCGUCGCAUUCCUCCUGCGGCGGCCAGUUCCAGAGUUGAACGGCGGCACACUGAGAAUUGGGAGAGGGUCUCUUGACAACUCACAUGGCACAGACUACAGGAUUUUUUGGCACCGGCGGUGGGUGGGUGGGGGGAAGUCGUGACGAAUCAAAAUGGCACGGUGCUGCUUCAGACGCAGCGUGCAGAGGCCGCCCCUCGUGAGUCAUUAAAGGUUUGUUAUCCAGAUUGUUUACUACAAACACGCUCUUGCUGCGUUCCAGAAUUGCCCUCGCUCUUUCGGUGCCUCAAGGGUACGCUACCUUCGGAGCUUAUGUAAGAUGCUCUCUCACCCCCCCACCCCAAACGGCUUGCUGGCAACCGACAUCUUUUUGGUUUUUGCAUUGUGUGCUUCUGGGACUUGUGCUUUGCUUUAAAAUUUAGGUCUGGGGGGUGUGUGUGCCGAGAAGGUUCCGAUUCUGCUCAGGCUGGGGGUGAGGGAGCCUGUCCGCCUCGCUCAGCGCUGGAUGCGGCUCCCUAGGGUUUGUUUCCCAGCCGCACUGGAAGGUGUUGCGCAUGCAAAGGUGUUGUUGUUGUUGUUGAGUCGUUUAGUCGUGUCCGCCUCUUCGUGACCCUCUGGACCAGAGCACGCCAGGCCCUCCUGUCUUCCACUGCCUCCCUCAUGCUGGGAGCUUCGAGAACACUGUCCCACCAUCUCGUCCUCUGUCACCCCCUUCUCCUUGUGCCCUCCAUCUUUCCCAACAUCAGGGUCUUUUCCAGGGAGUCUUCUCUUCUCAUGAGGUGGCCAAAGUCUUGGAGCCUCAGCUUCAGGAUCUGUCCUUCCAUGCAGAGGUAGCACCAAGCUAUGCCAUCCAUUCCAGGAUAUAAAUGGCUCCCUAGCGCACACCUGCCUCACUCAGUAUGUGCAGUGAAACUCGUGAUUCCUGCUUCUCAGGGGGGUUGGACUAGAUGUCCCCUGGGGUCCCUUGCAACUCUGCAACUCAGCAAAUGAACCGGGUUGCGUGGCUCAACAAAGUUGUGUCUGUCCAGCAGACUUGACCUCCCUGCUGCCCUGCAAUCUCCCCAAACAUUUUCCUCUGGGGAUGGGGAGAUGGAGAACCGGAACUCAAGGCCGGCCGGUUCUUCCAGAGGCCGGAGCAGCCAGCUGGCCGGCCCAGGAGAGAGGGACCUUGAGUGGCACCUGUGUGUGCCUCUGGCCGAACAACUCCCCGGCCCAGAUAACGGCGCAAUAUCUCGAGCAAGCACAUUUUCCCUCAAGGAUUUGUUUGUCAAGAUGGUUUGCACUUGUAGCUUUCAAGGUUAACAAAUAAGUCUAACCUUCUGCGCAGGAACAGCAGGGAGGAAAAAAGCCCCAGUACUUUGGUUUUCUGCCCCCACUCCGCUUUAAAGGAAAGACAAACAAGUUUUGAGUUGUUUGGACUAAGGAGCAUUGCAAGAAAGGCCAGGAGGAUUUGCAAGCGAGAGGUCGCCCGAAAAGUGCCUCCUGGCUGCGAUGGCGCAUGUUCUGCCCCCGGCUACCAGUCACUGAGAGCCACGCAUGGGGAGGGUGUCCUCGCUUGCAGUCGGGCCCUUUGGAGCCUCAAAUUCAUGGAGGGGAAGGCCAGAAUCGGAGAAAGGGGAGUUUGGGACUCAAACCUGCAGCCCUGAGAUGAAGAGCUUCAGGCUCUGGCACCUGAGCCGUCGGGAAAAGGCCAGUCUGGCUGGGUCUUCAGCUGGCGGGUCAGAGCACGGACUCACCCUGGCCCCAAAUGGGUGGGCUUGUGGGGUCCUGGUGGUAUUUGGUUGGCAGCCGUGGGGUGCCCCCCAGCAAGGCUGUUCUCACAUGAGGGUCAGUUGCCCCUUUUUGCAGCCGGGCAAAGAUGAGGUUUCAGCAUCUUGGGGAGGAGGGCAAAGUGUGUUGUCGUUUAGUGGUGUCCGCCUCUCCGUGCCCCCCUGGACCAGAGCACUCCAAGCCCUCCUGUCUCCCACUGCCUCCCUCAGGCUGGCAGCUUCGAGAACACUGUCCCACCAUCUCGUCCUCCGCCGUCCCCUUCUCCUUGUGCCCUCCGUCUUUCCCAGCACCAGGGUCUUCUCUUCUCAUGAGGUGGGGGUUCAUCUUGGGUGCCCUGCUUGGCAUAGUUCAUAGCUUCUCUGAGUUAUUCAAGCCCCUUCGCCCCGGCAAGGCAGUGAUCCAUGAAGGGGGGGGGGGCGAAGUGUGAGAUGGACCAAAACCAGCACAAGGCAGCUCCCUCGGUUCCUCUUUAAAUCAGCCCAGCUUCAUGUUCAGAAUGCCGCAAGCUCACUCCCAGGUGACAGUGUCUCCAGGUAACGCCUGAAAAUCUGGUGCUGCCAGUCAGUGCAGACGGCAAGGAGCUAGAUAGGCCUGGGAGCCACGAGGGCCGCCGACUCAGAUAUCUUAAUAAAAAGAGAUUUGUGGCAGGUGAUGGCUGCUUGCCACAACGGCUCUGCUGUCAGAGAAGGUGUAGAAAACUCCAGCUACCUUGUGGAAGGGGAGUUAGUCUAAUCCGCUGCAGGCUCCGUCAGUGGCUCUUAGUCGAACCUCCAGACUCAGAGGCAGUCUACUUGCGAACGUUAGUCCCCGCGGCACAAACGAGGCAAAGCUGUCCGCAGGCUUCCUGAAAGCUUCCGGUCGGAUUCUGCGCCGAAUGGAAACCACCUGUUUAAAUCAAUACGUUCAACUUGCCCCACAAGGAAUCCUUAAAAUGAUAAAUUGGGGCAAAACGUUUUACGUCCUUUGUCUCUCGGCUGAUUUUUUUGCUUUUUUAAGAGGAAACCGUUGUCCAGGGGUCCCUUUUCCAGCCUUGCCUUUAUAAAGACGCGAGGUCGACGCCACAUUUCUUUCUGCAUCUUUAAAAAGAGGGGAAGGUGAAAAAUUCCGCUGACGAUUUACAAGGCGGCCUGGACCUCUUGCCAGAAGAAUGCCGUCGAGCAGCCAUAUUGUUCCAGAUUCCACAGCAGCACUGCCAGCUGAAAACGUUUUUUUUAUUUGCGAUUAAUGGGCUUUAAACAAUUACUCAUAAAAGGAGCUUUCGAGUUUUAAUUGCACGGGGAGAAGGCAACUCUGGAGCCGGCCUUGCGGUCCGACUCGUCCCUUCUGGGUCCCUGAGCAGGUCCUGAAUGAGUCCCGGCUCAAGGUUGCAGCAACAUUCAGCGGCCUGGGCUUUUGGCAGCCCCCAAAACUUGCAGGCGGGCUCCGGCGAGGCGUUUCCAAAUACCUGGCCUUAGGCCGCUGCUGCUCGCCUACAAAAGGACACGCAGGGAAGUGGCCUAGCUGGAUGCCUUGCGGUGACAUUUGUCGGGGUUAAGCACGGGCGACCUUUGCAGAUAUUGGGUUGCCUGGCCUCGGCCGCCUCUAGCCCCACCUCUGGCCCAGCUCUCCUUCUCUCUGGGACGCGUGCAGCCGUUUAGAGAAAAGGGCAGGAUAGGAACGCAGCAAAGAAUAGUGAUAUUCAGAUAAGAAAGACCCCUUGGAAUCGACGGACUUGGCGUUUGCCGAUAGGGCAGGGCGAUAUCUGGUUUUCAGUGUCGUCACCAGUUGUGAUAUACAGUGGUACCUUGGUUCUCAAACGCCUUGGGACUCAAACAACUUGGAACCCAAACAUUGCAAACCCAGAAGUAAGUGUUCCGGUUUGUGAACUUAUUUCAGAAGCCGGAAGUGCUCUGUUUUGAGUGUUACACUUCCGAUUUAAGUGACACGCUUCCGAUUUGAGUUUUACGCUGAGGUCUGUCUGUUUUUGCUGUUUAUUUUGCGUUUUUCUAUUUGCGGCUUUUUUUUGUUUUUGUGACUGUGUGGAACCCAGUUCAGUUACUGAUAAAUUGAUUGUGUGACUGCAGUACAUUGUUUAUCGCUUUCAUUUUAUGGAUCGAUGGUCUCGUUAGAUAGUAAAAUUCAUGUUAAGUUGCUGUUUUAGGGGUUGUUUUUAAAAGUCUGGAACGGAUUAAUCCGUGUUGCAUUAAUUUGUAUGGGAAAGCACACCUUGCUUUUGGAAUGCUUUGGUUUUGGAACGGACUUCUGGAACGGAUUCAGUUUGAGAACCAAGGUACCAGUGUACUGAUAUUAUAUCACGAUGUCCGAAAUAAGGAUGGAGCUAUGGAGAGGCGCUGGCUGGCUCCACGCUUUUCUCCGCAUUGUGAUUUCUGCACAGCGCACAAGUACAAUGAUCCUUGAUGUAUUGCCAAGAAUCAUGAAACCGGUAUCACAAUAUUGAUAUAUCGCCUAGUCCUAUUCAUCAUAUAUACUGGUUUCAGUGGAUCUGUUUUGAGUACGAGUAAUGCCAACCGUGGGUGGGACGCGGGUGGCACUGUGGGUUAAACCACAGAGCCUAGGGCUUGCCGAUCAGAAGGUCAGCGGUUCGAAUCCCCGCGAUGACGGGGUGAGCUCCCGUUGCUGGGUCCCUGCUCCUGCCAACCUAGCAGUUCGAAAGCAUGUCAAAGUGCAAGUAGAUCAAUAGGUACCGCUCCAGCGGGAAGGUAAAUGGUGUUUCCGUGCUCUGCUCUGGUUCGCAGAAGCGGCUUAGUCCUGCUGGCUACCUGACUCAGAAGCUGUACGCCAGCUCCCUCGGCCAAUAAAGCGAGAUGAGCGCCGCAACCCCAGAGUCGGACACGACUGGACCUAACGGUCAGGGGUCCCUUUACCUUUACCUUAAUGGCAACCCAUAGAAAUUGAAGGACACGGGCUAACUAAUCAGGCCCGUUAAUUUCAGUAGGUCUACUCUCAGUGCAGUUUAGCAGGAUACCGCCCUGGGCUCCUUUGGGAAGAGAGGCGUGCUAUAAAUCCAGUAAUAAACAGGAUGAAAUGCAACCCGCUCCCUCCCAACGCUGGUAGGGUGGCCCGUCGCUGUCGUGGCCACUGGCCACGGAGCGAAUUAGCUCAAAUCCCCUUUCAGAGCCGUCCAAAUUGGCUUUCGGAGAUGAAGACUUUUAAGCACUGGCAGCUUAUCCCGCAGCCGGGAGGGGAUACUAAUCCCGGCCCUCUGGUUAUCCAACGCAGAUUAGCAUGUCUAAAUCAGAUUAUGACACCGGAGCGUCUUCGUGGCCAAGGGCUUUGGGGGGGGGAGAAGCAGAUAGUUGGCCUGGAAGGUUCAGAUUCCCAAGACCGGCCCUUCCUGUCCCAAGCGGUGGCCCUCUGGGUUGGCCCAAGUGAAAGAGAGGCCAGGCAAGGGGUGGGCAACCCUCUCCCCAAAAAGGGCAAGGGUGGGGGAAGAGAGGUUUGGGGUUUUCACAUGCUAUGGGUUUGGGGCUGAGUAGCUGGAAAAGAAAACCCAAAGGCCCUCUUAAUGUAACCCACAGCCAGUGGGUUGUAUCCAUCUUAAGUUCCUCCCUUGACUGACGUAGGCCUAUUGAUUUCAGUGGCUCUGCUCAGAGUGGAACUCGGAUCAGCUGCAAACCCGCAGUGCUUGAAGUUACAGCCGCGUUAGAAACUCAGAUAUAUAAGCCGGACUUCAAAUCAUGGUUUCAGUCUCCAAAAUGGAAUACCUAGUUGCCAUUUUGGCGCAAGACGGCUCUAAAGUCUUAUUUAUCAAAUGAUGGACUGACUGACUGAUUCUCAGUUGAACAUCUGGCUAGCCUUGAGCCAGGUUGAGAGCUUUGAGAACAGAAAGUGGCCAAUAGCCAGGUGCAAAACGCGCCUGGCGCCUUCCUAAUUUCAAACACUGCAUUACAAGCUGUUGCCGCUGCCUUUUGGGAGGAGAGGUGCCUGUUUGGCAGCUGAAAAGCUCUCCCAGCAGAUUAUUUUAACCGUUUUUGUCCCUGGUUCUCUUUCCAGUUUGCCCCAGUAUGAACAUCCGGAACGACAUUUCCAACUUCCGCCAACUGGAGAACUGCACGGUGAUCGAGGGCCACCUGCAGAUCCUGCUGAUGUUUGGGGCCAAGACGGAGAACUUCCGGGGCCUCAGCUUCCCCAAGCUCACCAUGGUCACCGAAUACCUGCUGCUCUUCCGGGUCUACGGCCUGGAGAGCCUCAAGACGCUCUUCCCCAACCUGACGGUCAUCCGGGGGACGCGGCUCUUCUUCAACUACGCCUUGGUCAUCUUCGAGAUGGUCCACCUGAAGGAGGUGGGCCUGCCCAGCCUGAUGAACAUCACCCGGGGGGCCGUGCGCAUCGAGAAGAACGCCGAGCUGUGCUACCUGUCCACCAUCGACUGGUCCCGGAUCGUGGACUCCGUCGAGGACAACUACAUCGUCGCCAACAAGCGGGACGAGGAGUGCGGGGACAUCUGCCCCGGGAAGGCCAAGGGGAAGAGCGUCUGCUCCCCGACGGUGAUCAACGGCAUCUUCAUUGAGCGCUGCUGGAGCCACGAGCAUUGCCAGAGAGGUAAGGGAUGCUUCUGAAUGCCUCUGGUUGCCAUAAACCGCAGGAGGGGGAGAGAGGGCUCUUGCGCCGGGGAGAAGAGGAUUCUGGACUGGGUGGGCCUCUGCUCUAAUCUGGGGUUUCCCAAACCAGCUCUUUUUGGACUACAGCUCCCAUCAUCCCUAGCUAGCAGGUCAGGGAUGAUGGGUACUGUAGCCCAACCACUAGGAACCUUAGUUUGAGAAACGCCGUUUAGCCCAGUGGUUCCCAACCUUUUAUUUGGGCCAUGCCAUACUUAAGCGUCUCUAAAAUUCUGAUGGAACCCCCCUCCCAUGACAUAUAAUUCUUAUUAUUCAAAAAGUGAACUCCUAUUCAUGUGGAGGAAGCCUAAAAGGCCAUUCAUUUGUUGAUACAGUGGUACCUCGGGUUACAUACACUUCAGGUUACAUACGCUUCAGGUUACAGACUCCGCUAACCCAGAAAUAGUGCUUCAGGUUAAGAACUUUGCUUCAGGAUGAGAACAGAAAUCGGGCUCUGGCGGCGCGGCAGCAGCAGGAGGCCCCAUUAGCUAAAGUGGUGCUUCAGGUUAAGAACAGUUUCAGGUUAAGUACAGACCCCCAGAACGAAUUAAGUACUUAACCCGAGGUACCACUGUACAGUCGUACCUUGGUUGCCAAACGUCUUGGAACUUGUACAUUUCGGCUCCCGAGUGAUCGAAAACCGGAAGUGAGUGUUCUGGUUUUCAAACAAUUUUUGGGAGCCAAACGUCCGGCGCAGCUUCCAAUUGGCUGCACGACGCUCCUGCAGCCAAUCGGUAGCCGUGUCUUGGUUUUUGAACAGUUUCGGAAGUCGAACAGACUCCCGGAACGCAAUCUGUUUGAGAACCAAGAUACGACUGUAACUCAUUCUCAAAUGGCCCCCCUUAAAAAUCUAAUUGCCCCACGUUGGGAACCACAGGCUUAGCCUAUCCUGCCCAAUUCUUACGUCCUGCUGCGAGGCGGAGUCCGUGGUGUUUGCCGAGGGCAGCGGUCCUUAACUGGCCCAGACACAAAGCCCCCACCUCGGACUCCCAGCCUGUACCGCGGGACCCACCCUCUCCUAUUUGCUUUCGAAUUAACAGUGCAAAUAAGGCACGUUAUGAAUCCGAAAAGGGCAGUUCACAGAGCGAUAGACAUCAUGCCACCCUCGCAUGACCACGAAAUGAAAACGAGUGCUUUAGCCCAAACCCAGCGGUGGUGGUGGUGGUGGUUUUUCAGACUCCCAUUUCAGUGAGACCCCUGGGCAGGUUUGCUCUUCCAGUGGCAGGCGUUGUUGGAACGUCGUUAACUCGCAACUCGUUUUGUGCGGCGUAGCUGGGUUUUGGUUUCUGUUUUGAGGGUUGCUGCGGCGCAGAAGCCCGCUCACAAAUAUCUGUGGGUACCAAACAGCAGCAGGUGGACUAGCCAAAGUCCAAAACCGGUUUCCUUCCCCGCUUCAAGCUUCUGAAGCAAACCCUGAGGCUUUGUGUUCGAUUUAACUUCAGUAGCUCUGCUUAACUUCCGCAUUCUGCCUGGAAAGGGCUCUUUUUCUGUUUGUUUUUUUAUAGUUUGCUCUCCAGUUGUCAUUAUUUGGAAUCUCUCCUGUCAAUGUUUGGGUCUCGCUUGCUAGGAGAGAAGAGACAACAAAGGCUUUGUGAUGGCUAAGCUCCUUCUCCGGUUUACUUAACCUGCCCAAAGCUUCCUUGUCGGUUCUGCGUUCUUACUUUUUUAUUUUCCUUUAAUUGUUUUACAAGCCCAAAACAUUUGGACUGGUAGCAUUUGCAGCCGGUGAGUGAGAUAUAUAUAUAUAUAUAUAUAUAUAUAUAUAUAUAUAUAUAUACACACACACACACACACACACACACACACACACAGAGAGAGAGAGCUUAGAGAAAGCUUUUUGAACGCCACAAACUGCUGCCACGGCCGAACUUCCUUUGUGUAUAUUUUGACUGCCAGAUUUCGAAGGAGCUUGCUACGUAGACAGCAGCUGUUGUAUGCUUGCACAGAUUAGACAAAUUCACGGAGGGGAACAAGGCUGUUGGGGGGCUGUUAGACCCCACGGCUAGGUCCCCUCCUCUGCAGAAAAUGCAGGUGCCUGUUCUGCUGGGAAUCAUCGCAAGUUCUGCUUGCAAAGGCUUCCCCUGCGGGCAUCUUGUGGUUCCUUGGGAGGACAGGAGGCUGAACCAGGGUGGCUGCUACAGAGUUCUUCUCAUGUUCUUAUGAAUUACUUUAAAGGGGGGGUUAGGCAAAUUAUCUCUGUGGCCCCGAUGGCCGUCUCCGAAUGGCAGUUGCCACGGAUCACAAGAAACCAAGCCUUUAGCAUCGCCGGCCCUGUGGAACUCCCUGCCACUAGAGGCUCAGCCUGCUCAGUCUUCUGUGCCUGCUGAGAACUUUCCCAUUCCACCAGGCCUAUGCAGGCUGCUGUAGAACCACAGGAUUGUAGAGUCGGAAGGGACCCCAAACCGCCCCUGCAAUGCAGGAAUCUCCGCUAAGAAGACAUCCUUCCACAACACUGAAUUGGUGCCUGCCUUUAACCCUUGUAGUGGCUUCCGUCGCAGGGUUUUAUGCUUUUAUUGCCGAAAACCUGCCCUGACACCGCAGUAUACAAAUACUCUCAUGGGUAAAUAAGAGGGGAGGGAGGUGCUGUUGCUCCCAGGUGCUGCUCGUGGCCUCGAUCCAGGAGGCUCUUUUUAUGAGUGUUCCUUUUGGGCCCCUGGCUUACAUCCAGCGGCUUCGCGGUGCAGGCCGAGACAGUUGUUUGUGCCAAAGUGAGGGGUGCUGCUCCUCCUUCCAGGGCCUCAAACCCCCUGCAAGUAACAGUUUGCCUUCUCCUGCCCUGGCUAAUCUCUCCUCUUCUCUCUGAUCCAGCAGACAAAACAAGGCAGGCGUGAGUGGGUGGGAGCUGAGGCCUCGACCGUGAAUCCUGGCAAGACGAGGGUUUUCCCCUCAAACACGUCCGUAUUUUCCAUUUCUGCUCCCUUGCAGCUGUAUCUCUCCCUCCAGCCUCCAUCUUUCCACUACUGCUCCCAAAACUGGCCACUCCAGCCCCGGUUUUGGUCCAGGUUUCCCCCAAUUUCUUCCUGAGUUUUCCUCUGCUGCUGAUUUGCAACUGCUGUAGGGAGCGAGCGAGGAAUUACGGGUUGUUUUGGGGGCGAGGAAACAGGGGAACCGUAGACUGCUGAGUCCUGAAGUCCUCUCCACUGGCCUGAUCAUCCUUAUUAGUAAUAUUAGUAAUAUUUAGAAUUCAUUUCUUAGGGUUGUGGGUCCCUCAUUCCCCGAAGGUCUCCACGCAACUCGGUGCACGCUUGAAAUGUCUUGGGGAGCCCAAGGAAAGCUCUUUGCCUGCAGGAACAGCCUCGCUUCCUCAAUUAUUAUUAUUAUUAUUUAAUGAUAUUUAUUAAAGUUUCCAAUAAAAACUUUAAUAAAUAUCAUUUUUAAAUAAAUAAAUAAAUAAAUAAUCAAAUUUUUUUUCUCUUUCCUUGCUGCCGAGACUUUGCCUUCUCAGAGGGUGGCAAAGUUCAGAGGUGUGUGUGGGAAAAACAGCGUCUUGUAAUGUUUGCUUAGGUGGGAACAUUCCUUAGCAACAGUUUCCUGCGACUUAAAAAUAAAAAUAAAAAUCCUGGGAAUUCCUGUAAAUCGUAAGCUGGUCUUCGCUGCGAUCCACUUCCUUCUCCCACCCCAUAACCUCGUCCUCUUGACACGGGAAACUAGGCCUAUAGAUAGCUCUGGAUUAAAUCAGCCCCGUUCUCUCAAGGCUGUGAUGUUUCUUUAAAGCUCCAAGAAAAGCAAAGGAAAGGAAUAUAUUUCCUGUUGCUGGUGUGAGAGCUAUUUCUUUAUUUAUUUCAGACGUUGGCGCAUCUAUUAUUAUUAUUAUUAUUGGUGGAAGUUGGCAACCGGCGGUUGCGGCACGUGCGUUUUCCCAUCCUAGCAAGUGAUAAUAUUUCCACCACCAACACACGCAAGUGGGGCUUCUGAGAACACGCAGAGAGCCCUGCAGGCCAAGACUUUAUCUUCUUUCCAUCUCUGGGCCAGUAGUAUCCGCGCUGCUGUCGUCGCAUACAUAAAGAAUAGUUUCCGCUCCUUUGGUACAAAUUCCUAGUACAAAAAAAGCCUCUGUUUUUUUCACAGACGUUAUUUUAACAUUUUUUUCCAGCUCAUUAUGUAUCAUUUCCCAGAAUGCUCUUGUUACCUUGCACAACCACCACAUGUGGUCGAAAGUGCCUUCCUUCUCCUUACACUUCCAACAUACAUUUGAAGCAGUUCUAUACAUCUUUGCAAUGACAAACCCAGACAGCAUCUUAAAAAGCAGAGACAUCACCUUGCCGACAAAGGUCUGUACAGUUCAAGCUCUGGUUUUCCCAGUAGUGAUGUAUCAAAGUGAGAGCUGGACCAUCAAGAAGGCUGAUCGCCGAAGAAUGAAUGCUUUUGAAUUCUGGUGCUGGAGGAGACUCUGGAGAGUCCCAUGGACUGCAAGAAGAUCCAACCUCUCCAUUCGGAAGGAAAUCAGCCCUGAGUGCUCACUGGAAGGACAGAUCCUGAAGCUGAGGCUCCAAGACUUUGGCCACCUCAGGAGAAGAGAAGACUCCCUGGAAAAGACCCUGGGAAAGAUGGAGGGCGCAAGGAGAAGGGGAUGACGGAGGACAAGAUGGUGGGACAGUGUUCUGGAAGCGACCAGCAUGAGUUUGACCAAACUGCGGGAGGCAGUGGAAGACAGGAGUGCCUGGCGUGCUCUGGUCCAGGGGGUCACAAAGAGGCGGACGCGACUACACGACUAAACAACAACAACAAAUACAUCUCUGCUAAUUUUGUAGGUGUUAAAUACCAACGGCACAUCAUUUUCAUAUAGUUCUCCUUCAAUGCGCAGCGCCGGAUGCAAAAUUCUAAUUUCAAACACGGCAGUCUCGGUCAGGCCAAAGGGGUCCCAUCCGGCACCCUGCGGUCUCGGUGGCCAACCACAGGUGACCCCGUAAGGGAAGCCCCCAAACGCACACCAGAAACUGGUGGCGGGAGGCAUUGACCACCUCCGAGGGAGGAGGCCGGAGAUAGCUGGACGCAGCAUGGACAGGGACUGGCCACCUUUUCUAGUCGCCGCCUGGCUCACCUGCGGCCCUGACUUUCUGCACAGUUCCUGGUGCAGAGGCGCGAAAUGACGGUGGAAGACGGAAGGCCCUCGGGUGACGGCCAGGGGUGGUAGAGCGGCUUGCGCCGUGCCCUCCCUCGCGCAGCCUCCCUGCUGCAUGCUUUCCCACUUAGCAGAGCGCACGCAUUUGUCCCUCUGAGCUUCCACGGGAGGCCCGUCGCUCCGGAAUUCCUGUGGAAUGCUGGCUAUGUGGCCACGCUGGAAUCACUGGGCCCGGACCGCCAGGCGGCUCCCUGACUGUCAGCUGGGGGGCGGGGGGAGAGGAGGAGGACAACGACGACGAAGGCCUCUCCUUCUUUAAAAAGAAAUCUGUGCGGAACGGAGCUUGCCAAACGAAUUUGAGAGCGUGCAGGCGGGACAAGAAGCAGCCCGGAGCAAAAGGCAGGAAUGGUUGGUGCCUUCUCACAAGGCCAUCUAGAGCUGUGUUGUCGCCACGGACUGGCAGCGGCUCUCGAGGGUUUCCGGCAGAGAGGGUCUUUCCCAGCCGUUGGGGAACUAGGCCUUUUGGACACUGAGCAGGUGCUCUGCAGCCGAGUGAUGGUCCUUUCCUUCAAAAUAAACAAGAAGGUUCUAGUCCUCAUGAUUACGGCUGGGCAUCGGAGAGGCAAUCUGUCUGGAGAGGCAAUGGAGCAUGCCUCCGGGGGUGAAGUCAAACCGCUGCGUUAGCAGCACACCAAAGUGACUUCCCCAGGGUGCAAGGCUGGGCAGUGCGUCGGGGGGUCCCACGCCCGCCUUGGCCUUGCUGAGGGGUCCAGUGCAAAGCAGAGUGGGCUGCCUUUAGCCGGGCAGAGGGGCUUCCGGGACCCUCGCUUCCUCCACAGAUGUUGCCUGCAGAAGCCGUAAGCUCACCAGGGAGUGAUUCUCAGACGCCUCCGUUCUCGAAGGAAGAAAGCAGUGUUUUCUAGCUGCUUGGCCUCGGGUCUUUCUAUUUAUUCGUUGAAUUUAUAAACCGCGGUUCACAUAAAAGAUCAACAUAAAAACCACAAUAUAUAUAUAUAUAAUCAAAAUAAAAACAACAACCCAAUAACGCCCAAAAAAGAGAGCCACAUUUUAAAAGCGAAUAGGAUGUCAAUCAGACCAACCAAAGGCCUGGUUAAAACGGAACGUUCUUGCCUGGUGCCUAAAGGUGUGCAAUGAAGGCACCAGGCGAACUUCCCUGGGGAGAGCAUUCCACAGACAGGGAGCCACUGCAGAGAAGGCCCCGCUCUCGUGUUGCCGCCCUCCGGACCUCUCAAGGAGUAGGCACACGAAGGAGGGCCUCAGAAGAUGAUCUCAGAGUCUGGGUAGGUUCAUAUGCUCUUGCUCCCCUGAGUUAACAACAGCCCUGCGGGGCUGGCCCUUGUGGCAGCGGUUCUGAGGGUCUCUUGGCUCCUGGACCUUGUGGGCCUCCUGCUUCUCUUUCUCUUCUGCUUUCGUUGCUGUUCUUUAGGUAAUCGGAGCUCUUCCAGCAAACGUUCCCCGCGUCUCGCCCGGGCACGACUCGCUCCAGAUGUUUUCCUGGAAUUCCCUCUCUCUGGCGUUCCCCAGAAUCCAAAGAAUAACAAGCGCAGGCCCUCGCAGGGGUGAAAUCCUGCUCCUCUGAUUUCUAUCCCCUCUCCGCCGAGUGAGGCUGUCCGUGUUUCAGUACGAACCAGAGGAAGGAAAUGGAGGGAUUCCCUUUCCUCCUCUUCUCCUCCCUGCCCCUCAAGAUUCUGCAAAAGGGAUUUGGGAACUUUCCCUUGUCGGAAAGUUGAACUGCGGAGCUGGGGUGGGGGUGGGGGUGGGGAGGAGAUAAAAAUCUCCCUUCUCAGAAGCCAGAACAGGACGAAUUAAUGAACUGCUGAAAUGCCAAGAGCUCUACCCGCGGUUGCAAAGUCUUUCACGUGCUGCUGCGGUGUUGCAACAGCCUUGCGUAAGACGGGGUGCACUCUUCCUCUUCCCACAGAUGGGGAGCUGCCCUUGUACGUUACGCGCCAAGUUGCCUGCCGGAUCCGCAGCUCCCCGAGGCCUUUCGCCCCCGACCCCUUUUGCAGACGCAGCCCCUGGGAGCGUGCGAUCUGACCUGGGCCUCUUUGUCUUCAUCCACGAGUGAAAUAAAGCCUUUCAAAGUUUUGAAACUUGGAAAAAUAUAUAUGGUUUUUUUGGUUAGCCUUAAGAUUUCACAUGCAGCUGUGGAAUAAACAGCUUAUCUGAUACUUCUGUUGAGAAUCAAUGAAUGGCUGCGGAAACGUCCUGGGGGGAACGUUUGCUGUUUAUUUCACCAUUUCAAAACCAAGCCGCUUACAGCCGGUCUCGGGCCCCUGGAAACCAAGUCACGCCUUGGGGAGUCACUACCCAGGUGCAUCUGAGGUCAGCCUAGCCCUCACCUGUGCCUUCCUCCCUUUUUGAAACCACGCCUGUCCCAAAAUGGACUCUUCCCCCAAACUGCAACCCUGCUGAAGUUGCCUGUCUGGGUUUUACUCAGUCUUGUUCCAUGUGGCUUCCACACCAUGGCUCCAAAUCGCCACCCUCCGGUCACGGCAGUAAUCCGGGCUCACCUCCUGCCUCGCUUUCGGACCUGAUUUAUUGCAGUUUUGACCUCGGAAUACAUGGCAGCAUCAGCUAGCCUGGCAGAGCGCUCUCGAGGCAUUUCGGGGGCGCCUGCCGAAAGCUCCCUCCUCGCGGAUUUCUGGGGCUACUGUUAUCUUUUUACCAAAGCUUUCCCCCUUGCAAAUUCAGCUCGUGUUGUUGGUUCUGGAUUAGCGGCGAGCCGCCCCUGUGAAUUGUCCGCUAAAGUUCCCUGCCAGUUCUGUGUUUGGCAGUAGGAGGGACUCUCCUUCCUUGGAGGUUCUUAAGCAGAACGUGGGUGACCCUCUGUCCUGGAUGCUUUAGCUGAGAUUCCCGCAUUGCAGGGGGUUGGACUGGAUGACCCCUGGGGGUCCCCUUCCAAGUCUACAAUUCUAGGAUUCUGUGACGCGGAGAAAGCGAACAGGAAGAAGUCCCCCAUCCCACCCCUCUUGUCGACAUCUAGCAAAGCUGAGUGUUGGAAGAUUCAGGAAAGACAAAAGAACGGGCUUUUUCACACAGCACAUGGUCAAAACUGUGGAACUCCCUGCUGCAGGAGGCACCAACUUGGAGGGCUUUAAAAGAGGGUUGGGCAAAUUUAGGGAGGAGGAGAGGGCUCUGGAGGGGUACUAGCCAGGAUGGCUGUGCGCUGCGUCCCUGCUCAGUAUCCUUCUUAAUGUGAGUUGCUAGAAACUGCAGGAGGGAAGGGGCGCUGCUCUCGAACUCAGGUCCUGCCAUCAAAUUUCCCCUUGGGGUGCCUGCCUGGCCACAGUGCGAAGAGCAGGAUUGCGGAUGAGAUGGGCUGCCUUUGGGCUGACCCAGCAGGCUCUUUCUUCCAUCCUCCUGGAACAAAAUCUCCCUUAGGCCUCCUCCGCCUUCUGUGAGGGAUUCUGCAGGAAGUUCUGGGACCGGCAGCAAGCGGAAACCAAGGUACCUUUUGUAUUCGGAAGCAGGAUCACGCAGAAACCACCCCAGAGCCGUCACGGGCACAAGCGGCCGCAACAGGACUCGCAAGGAAUAGGAAGUCCAGUGGGUGAACGCCACCUCUCUGGAGCUGACAUCACCAGAGUCCCGGUCAAAACAGUGCGGAACGAUGGGGCUCUGGCUCUCUGUCCGCGCACGGCCCGGGGGUCACGUCUGCCCAGACACCACCUUCCUUCCUGCCCCGGGAAGCGGUUGCAUCCUGGCUCUCGACCCGGGCGUGCAGAGGGCGGCAGACGCCAAGCAGAGCUGGGACCCCCAUCAGCUGUGUGCCGCCUUUAGGCGUCCCUUCUUUUUGAAAUUAUUUUUAGCGGGCAAGCGCUAGAGGCCGGGGCACGGCUUAAUGAGGUUGUGGCGAAGAUUGGGCAGAUGUUUCCUCCUCUGGCGCCAGAUUCCUGCUUCCUUGACUUCAAAGUCUGCAGGCCCUCUGUUCUUGCUGCUUCUGGUCGUGGUGGGUUCAAAUGUGCUAUCCCUGAAUCCUCUUUCCUCAGUGCAGCCCCCCAGGCAUUUUCACUGAGCUCUUCGCCAGCAGCUCCUUGAGGGAAGAUGCUUUUGCAACUCCCUUCAUUAUUACUGUUCGCCUGCUCCGCCAAAGGUGUUCCCUCCCCACCCAAACCCCUUUGUGCAAUUGCUUUGGGGAGGGAUCCUAUUGCCUUGAUUCAGCGCUGCUGAGUUUAAGGGAAAGGCGAGGAGUACAGGGCACCUCUUGGGCUUGCAUAAUAACCGUCCUGGGUUUGCAAGCAGGGAGGCUGACACUUGCAGGAGCAAAAGGGUUUGUGCUUGUAAGGGAAAGCAGAACGGCUGCCACAUGCCACAGGGGAGCCAGCGGGGUGGAGAAAGGAGUUCAGGGGAAAUUGGGGGCUGAAAAGAAACUUGCUUCUUCCUUUUUGACCUCUAGCAGAUUAAUAAAAACUAAACACCUCAGAACAGAGGCGUCAGGUGGGCAGUGGCUGCAUCCCUUUCUGAAUAGAGGCAUCACAGGGGGUUGGACUAGAUGUGUCUUCGGGUCUCUUCCACUUUUGGGAGCAGAGAUGGAGAGCGCCAAGGCAGUGGCAGGAUCUGCUACUUCCCCCUCUUCCUCGGUCAUGUCUUGCAGGAUCUUGGCUCCCUCCCCACCCUGAAUGUUGGCCCGUGUAGACUGUCUUGAGCCCAGUGGACAAAACCGGCUCUGGACAAGGCAGCCUUCAUUCCGCGUCCCUGCGCAAGAGAGAAUCGGGGCUGCAUAGUUUCUCGAGGGAAAUCUCUCUCUCUCUCAUGCACAUAUACAAACACACCCACUCAAGUUUCACUCUUCAGAUGGCCGGAGGGCCUGUUGCUUCCCUGCUAUCAGAUAAAAAAGAUGAAUGAGUUCAAGAAGAAGAAAACUGGUUUUGGUGCUUGUUUUAAAGUGCGCCUUAUUUAUUUGUUGUCUUAAGCUGCUUCCUUGGCAGAUAAAUUUCACUGAGUGGGGUUUGGUUUUUUGUGGGAGGGGAGGUUCUUGUUUUGUUCUUUUAACUAUUCAUUUGUGCUUUUUGGCUUGUAUAUUUUUAUUGAAGGGCGGCAUGCAAGUCUGACAGAUGAAAAUAAGUUGUGUGGAAAGGCAGGGAACUCCAUUAGCGUCGACCCGUAAGGAGCAGCUCACGGUGUUUCCUCAAUAGACACCCAAGGCAGGAACAGGCAGCAAAAGGCAGCGUCUCGGAUUCAGGGCUUCUUCGCCCGCCCACAGCAACACUUUAAAUUUGGCCCAGUAGCAUCUUGGCAGCCGGGGCGGAUUCCUCAGCAGGCUUGUCACAUGUUGCCGAUAACCAGCUCCGGUCAGCAGCCUAGGCGUUCUGCGCCCCAGGCCCUGGCUUGCCCCGGGGGGUGUCCCAGUGCUGGCUUCCCCCCUCAGCAGAAUCCUCUUCCUCCUCUCGGUCGUCCUGCCGGUUCAGGACACAGACUAAGAUGGAGAUUUCCGCCGCUGGAAAGGCGCGUUGGGGAAAGCGCCGGGUGAAGCUGAAUGCCGGAAGGUUCAGGAAGGAGCUGUGUUCACCUUUGGAACUGCCUCCCACAGGAGUUGGGGGAGGCCGCUGCCAUGUAUUCCGAGGUCAAAACUGCGAGUUUCCUUUGGGGCCUCCUGAGAACGGGAUGCUGGGCUAAACGGGCCCUCUGCCUGCUCCUCUGAGGCGCUGAGAAGGCCAGAGUGACAGCGUAUGCCUUAUGCACAAGGGGAAGGUUCUGCACCCCUCGAAAGGCCCGAUUCUGACACGGCACGGAACCACCCUGCAGCUGAAACUGUGCCUGUUUCAUAUGGUGGGGCUAUUUUGUGGCAGAUGUGAGUUCAGUUCCCGUCAGCGGGACGCUGAGUCUGAGGAGCCUCGCACAAACACGAACCUCAAAGCCCAGGCGCGCCCUCCCUGCAGAGUUGUCUGCAGUUUUACUGGUGGUGAGGGGAGCCCUCUCUUCUCCUCUCCGCCCCAGACCCAGAUUUCUGCGUGUGCCAGGUCUCGGUCAGGUCCCAGCUUUGGCUCAGGAGUGGAUCUGACACACCCAUAUUCCAGUCGGCAUUGCCCCUGCAGAAGGCGUCUGCUUGUUGGCAUCCUCCGUUCAGGACUGGCUUGCUUUCCUGUGCCCUGGGCUUUUCCAAAGCGGGUUGGGCUAGAUGACCCUGGGGGUCCCUUCCAACGCUACAGUUCCAUGAUCUAUAAGUCAGCCCACCUGGCCCUCGUUGCCUUCAUGGACCGGCAGUCAGUCUGUCUCUCUCUCUCUCUCUCUCUCGGUUUCUCACUUCAACCUGGGAACUUUUUCCGCAGUUGCCGUCUCAGCGAAGUGCGCAGGGUGGCUCCAAAAGAGGGAUAGACAAUGGAGAGGGCGAUCCUGGCGUGCCUCUGCAGCAGGGAGAGUCGCAUUCAAAUCCUGCUUGCUUGGCUCCUGGGAGAACUGGGCACCGGAUUCCGGCGCCCUUCCGUUCCUAUGUUUCAUGGGAGCACAGCUGCCUCUUUCUACGGUGAGAGGCAGGGCACACCUUCGGAAAACCCGUAGUUUAGUGGUUAGGGUACCUGCUCCGCAUGCAGAAGGCCCAUGGGGCAUCUCUGGGGGGAAACCCCAGAGAACUGCUGCCUGUCAGUGCAGGCAUUACUGAGAGCCUGCCGGGUCGGGCCAAAGGGGGCCCAUCCCGGCCGGCAGCCUAAAUAAGAACGAUGAUAAUUUUAUUAUGUGCAGCAUGCCCAUCUGCCCCAGCGGCCAUCCAGACACCCCAGCAGGAUUCAAACGCAAGAGCCCCUUCUCCUCACAAGAGCAACCCAAGGGUCUAUAUGACUGGAUAUUCAAUUUUGCAUUCAAUCCAGCCUUUUUUCAGAGCAACGAGUAGUAGUAGUAAUAUUAUUUAUACCCCUUCCCAUCUGGCUGGGUUUCCCCUGCCACUCUGGGCAGCUUCCAGCAACAAUGAAAACACAAUAAAACGCCAGAGCUUAAAAACUUCCUGAUACAGUCAAUCUGAACUUUAUUUCUAAGGGAAGGAUUUUGACUGUGUGUGUGGGGGGGGGAGACACGCCUGAUUCGAAUGCGGAAGCUCAGUCACUGGUAGGGGGAAACCCCAUCUAAAAACCCAGAGGGCUGCUGCUGCCAGUCCGUGCCAGCAGCAACGAGCCAGGCCUGGUAGAGACCCGCUUCCUGAAACCCUGGCCAGCCACUGCCAGCCAGUGCCUGGCUCUAUAAGGCAGCUCCCUCCUUGCAUGCGUCUCCAGGCGACGCCAUUCGCUAAGCUCCUCUUUUUUUUUGCUUCUGCUGUUGGAUCUGGCAUGUUAUUUAUCGCAAGCCCCGAUGCUGCAACGUGGCGUUCAACUUUUUCAGCGCUGGAUCUCAGCUGCGGAAAGAGGCCGAAGGGGUUAAGGAUCUGUUUGCUUUGUGCAGAGGCAGGAAAAAUGUCUUGAAUGACGCCCCCUCCCUUCGCCACUCCAAGCAGCCAAGGCAUUGGUUCAGGGAGAGGGCGGUUCUCCUGGGGGAGCCCUUUUUCCCGGCCUGGAUUUCUCGGGAUCGGCAGCCAUGUUACAUAUCUAGAGAUACAUGUUUAUAUAUUUUUCUCCUCCUCCCCGUGGCCUGCGGUCUGGACUCACGCCAGGUCUUUUGGUUUGCUUUACUCCUGUUAUUAUUAUUAUUAAAAUAAUGGCAGGCAGGCAAAGAAACGAAAGGGAAAUCGAGAUUAGUCGCAACAACCGACAGUAAAGAAGUAACAGGAUUUGCUACAGUUGUAAUGGUAAUGUUCCGUGGCCUAGACUGACUGAAUUAGGUAUCGGAAAAAUAUACAGAGAAAUAACCUUGAACCUGAGAGGCAGUGUGGUGUAGUGGUUAGAGUGUUCUGACUAGGGCCUGGAAGAGACCAGGGUUCGAAUCCCCACUCGCCUCGAGCUCCUUGGAGAUGGGAUAUAAAUGCAAUACUUUGUUGUUGUUGAGUCAUUUAGUGGUGUCCGCCUCUUUGUGACCCCCUGGACCAGAGCACGCCAGGCCCUCCUGUCUUCCACUGCCUCCCGCAGUUUGGUCAAACUCAUGCUGGUCACUUCGAGAACACUGUCCCACCAUCUCGUCCUCCGUCGUCUCCUUCUCCUUGUGCCCUCCAUCUUUCCCAACAUCAGGGUCUUUUCCAGGGAGUCUUCUCUUCUCAUGAGGUGGCCAAAGUCUUGGAGCCUCAGCUUCAGGAUCUGUCCUUCCAGUGAGCACUCAGGGCUGAUUUCCUUCAGAAUGGAGAGGUUGGAUCUUCUUGCAGUCCAUGGGACUCUCCAGAGUCUCCUCCAGCACCAGAAUUCAAAAGCAAUACUAAAUGAAUACUAAAUCCAGACAGGACAGACAGUGUGAGGUGUGUCUGUGUCCCAGAUUUUGCGUUUGAGAAGGGUUUUAUAGGGUUGCCCCCUCCAAAAAACACAUGGGUUGUUCUUCCUAUGUGCAGGCGACAACCAACUUGCUAGUACCCACCCCCCCAUGAGAUCCCUUUGUGCAAGUGAUCUCUUCCUUGGCUGGAUCUUUCUCAGAAUACAGGAGGGGGGAAGAAGGUGAUUAGAACACCUGCUUUUGGGGGGGGACCAGGUACAGAACAGAUGUACACCAGCAUCUCCAAGCGGGGCUGGAAAAGGCUGUUUGAAACUCUGAGAGCUCUCAGAGGCGACAAUACUGAGCUGGUCGGAUUUGAGGGUCCGACUUGGGGCAAGGCAGCUUCCAUCAUUCCCAUUAAGCGAGCCCUUUAUUCAGAAUUGUGGAGACUGCCAUCCAAAAAGAAAGGACCGGAGCUGUUGGCCGCUCUGGACUAUUUCAAGCGACAGUAACUAGGGGAGCCACCCGCUGGAGGCCCUGUUCUGUGUGCAGCCCAGCCUAAUGGGAAGCAGUUUGCCCCCCAAAUUGGAGGACAGGUAAUGGGGUGGCCCAGCUCUGUGGGUGGGAGGAGACAGAAGGGUGGAGACAUGGGCAGGCAUUGCUCUAUAAGAAUAAUUCUCUUAUUGAUAGCCUUGUUGAAUGGUCUCUUUAAAUGUGAAGGUUCAUUAUUGUUCCACAAGAUGUGUAUGUCUUUAAGGGCCAGAGCAAAUAACGAGACCCAGUAUUACAGCUGUGGAACAGUAUAGCAGGUGCUGCUAAGUUGUGUUAAUUAAGCUGUGUCAGCAAUUGGCUAUAGUAUGUAAAGAGCAGCACCUAGCUCUCUCAGUACCCUGGGGGUUGGAUGGGUCAUGCUUGUUGAUAUCUUUAAUGUAAAAGGAGUUUUUGUUUUUGUGGUUAAAACCUUGUUAAAGUUAUUUUUGAGUUCCUUGUAUUGUGUGGUCUCCCCCACAGGCUUUCUGCAGCGCAACUAAUCUGCAAAUAGCCAACAACCCUGCCCAUCUGGGUGUUUCCCCAGCCACUCUGGGCAGCUUCCAGCACAUAUAAAAGCACAAGAAAAUGUGAAAAACUUCCCUUCAGAUGUCUUCCAAAAGCUGUGUUUAUUUCCUUGGCAUCAGAUGGCAGGGCACCACCACCGAGAAGGCCCUCUGCGAGAGGCGGGGCUUGCGGGGCAUGUUCUCAUCCAUUUCUCUCUUUCUCCUCUGCUCCCCGCAGUCUGCCCUUCCGCCUGCAAGUCCCAGGGCUGCACCCCGGAGGGCACCUGCUGCCACGCCGAGUGCCUGGGCAGCUGCCUGGAGCCCGGCGACCCGGAGAAGUGCCUGGCCUGCCGCCACUUCAGCCUGGAGGGCAGGUGCGUGGAGAGGUGCCCCGCCGGGUCCUACCGCUACGCCGGGUGGCGCUGCGUCACCUUCGACUUCUGCCAGGAGCUGCACAACAAGUGCAAGGCCGCCCGCCAGUCGGACUGCCCCGUCAUCCACAACGGAGAGUGCGCCCCCGGCUGCCCUUCCGGCUACACCAUGAACUCCACCAAGUGAGUUGGCAACACACACAACGGGGAGGGAGGCGGAGAAACCAAGGGGGGGGCUCUUCUCAUCGGCAACCGCCCCCCCGAUAUCAGGGUCUUGCUUUCACUCCCUGUCCCCGUUGCGAGAGUCUGUGCAACUCACUGCUUUGUGGCAGUCGAGACGCCCUGAAACAGAGCAAUAAUAAUAAAAGUGAUGAUUUGGGGAAGAGAAAGAGGUCAGCGCAACGCAGAGUGAGCCCCCCAACCCGUUGAGGAGGAAGGCAAUGAGGAUUUAAAGCCCUUUUUCUGCCAGAUACCGAUCCCUGAGGGCUCUUGUGGUGUGGAGAGAGCUGGACACCCUAGUCUCAGAGAUCCUCCCCUUUUAUUUCAGGGGUGUCUGAGCCCCCACACUCCCGCUGGGGGUCCUUGUCCGAAAAAUGCCUCCCUACGAAAACGUUAACGUUUCGUUUUGGAAAACGAUUGAGAAAUAGCGUCUAGCCUUGGAACGGCUGCUAAGAUUUAUAAUUGGCUAAAAGACGGAGGUGAGGGGAGCUUAACUACUGCUCUGUCCUGAUGGAUGGAGAGAUAAUUGGUCAGUAGGAUCUCUGGUUAAACUCACCUGUUACGAAAGAACGCGCACAAUGCAGCCUAGCAGGUUUGUGGGGAAAUGGGCAUUUUGGGUAAUGCUUUGGAAACACGUGUGGUGAUCGUGCCCAAUCUUAGGCGGCUAUCAACCUGCUGUAACAAUAUUUCUGUUCUUUAUCUUUGGUUUAUCUUGUUUAUUAAUGGAGGAAGGAACGGAAAAUGGGGUCGAGGAUCAACCACCGAGCAAUUUCAUAAUGUAAAAAGCGGCAAAAGCGAAUUCGCAGACUUAAAACAGCGGGUUGCGCCCCUGCCCAGAGGAGACUCGUUGAAACGGGCCGAUUGGUUUCAGUGGGUCUCCUCUUAGCCCAGUGAGAACAGUUAGAACAAUUCCAGAGCUCCGCUUACUGAAAGAGGCAGACCUUCGGUCGGUCCCAAGGAGCCCCUGCCUGAUAACGCCACAGGAGGGAGUUUAAUCCACGCUUAAUGUAUGUUUGAUAUUUAAGAUAUCAACAGAGUUACUUGUAUUUAUCAGAGGCAGCUUAGGGCCUGCUGUGAGGACGGGGUGAGAGGCUGGGUGGGGGACUGUUGCCCCUCCAAAUGCAAGGCAUCCCCUUCUUGUCGCCCCAUCUAGACCUAUCUAGACCCCAUCUAGAUCUGGGGGGGGGGGUCCUCAGCCUCCCUCUUCUUGGCAAACCAGCUUCCUGACGCUCUUGGGCAAAGCCAGGACCCAGAGGAGGAGAGGAAAUGGCCUGUUCUGAUCAUUCUCAGGAAAGGGUAGCUAAUUGGCCUCUUAUUGUGGCUGACGGCAGAAGCAGACCUUGUUCCUCCUGCACCGGAUGAAUGUUCUCAAAGCAGAUGACAUUUUCUCCGAAUGCUCUUUUCCCGAACCUCCUUGCUAUGACGGGGUUGUGAAAGGGAGGGGGCAGGAAACAGGAAGCAGAAUCUCGAAGGCAGGCCCCUCCACAACAUGCCCCCCCCCCACCAGCAGGGUGCUGAAGGACCUUGCAGCGGGGACCCUUUCAGCCGUCCUGUUUUGUUUGAGCUCGAUUUGCUUGCUGGGGAAGAGAGAUUAGAACAAGGCUUCGUUCUGUGCCGCCCCACAGCCCCCAAGGCACUGUCCUUGUCCCGAGCAACACAUCGUAAACCUGUGGAACUCAUUGCCACAGGAGGCAGUGGUGGCUUUAAAAGAGGACUGGACAAAUUGCCGACAGCUGCUCUGCCUCCAUGAAUCCUAGUUGCAUGAAGCCACAGGAGGGGAGAGGACUCUUUUUCUCAGAUUGCACUGGCCACUGGCCUCACCCAGCAAGCUGUUCUGAGGUUCCUUUCCUCUCCCCUGUUGGGAAUGUGGGUCUGCAGGCCCCACAGGGCCAUCCCAGAGGCUGCAGGACAAGCCAAACUCCCUGAGCUUUCCUGAACGCGCGCAUCGGUUCUGGCGGCGGCAAGAAAAGCCCCAUUUGCAGCGCAAGAGGCAUCUCCCUUUCCCCGCCGUGUCUUUUCUGCAGCCUGCUCUGCACCCCCUGCGAGGGGCUGUGCCCCAAAAUCUGCGAGUUGCCCGUCAAGGAGAAGACCAUCGACUCCGUGACGGCGGCCCAGGAGCUCCAGGGGUGCACCGUCGUCAACGGCAGCCUGACCAUCAACAUCCGCGGAGGAAGUGAGUUCCUGGGGGGCGGGAUGUGGGGGGAGCCAGAGGGGCCUCUCUCUCUGCCCCACGCCAAGCCGGUCACCUGGAAGCUGGUUCUGCUCUUUCUCUGGGGGACACAAGGGCUUCCUUCUCAAGUCCAGAACCUCACGGCUUCAGCUCGGGGGAGCCUUUUCAGCGGAGGGCCGCAUUGCCUUCUUCCGGGGGCCUUGUGCCGAUUUGGGGAGCGGAGAGGGCCAGAGGGGAAAGCCGGCAGAGCAACGGAGACGAGGGCUUGGUCCAGUUCUAGGCCUAAGGAGGUCAUGGACAAGCUGGAAGGUGCGCAGAGGAGAGAAUUGGAAUCGUAGAAUAGUGCGUCAGAAGGGGCCCAAUGCAGGAAUCCCAACUAGAUCAUACAUAUGGAAUGAUAGAGUUUGGGGUGUUUAGCCUGGGAAACAGGAGACCGAGAGGAGAUACGAGAGUCCUCUCCAAAUAUCUCGAAGGCUGCCCCAUGGAAGUGGGAGCAAGCUUGGUUUUCUGUUGCUCUGGAGGACCUGAACCGAUGUCUUCCAAGAAAGGCGAUUCCGACUAAAAGUUAGGGCAGAAAAUUUGUUCGCACCACGCCAAGCUUUUUACCGAUAAGAAAUCCCUUUGGGGAAAACCCAGAACUAGGAUCGGCCUCCGCAUCGCUUGGGUGCUCUCAUUUCGAAAAGAUGUCUAUCCGUAUUCUGCCAAUGGGAAAAGAAUUAUUUUGAUACUAGAAUACGCCCAAAUGCUUCUUGAAUCUUCCUGCCCCUUGGAGAAUUUUCUGUGGACCCUUUUGGUCGGUAGUGGACUCUCCUUCCUUGGAGGUUUUGAAGCAGAGCUGGGGGGGGGGGCGUCCUCCAGGGAUUCUUCAUCCGAGAUUCCUGCAUUGCCAAGGGGGUUGGGCUGGAUGACCUUUGGGGGUCCCUUCCCACCCCGCAGUUCCGUGAGCCUGUGAAGCAGGAGGGCCAGUUUCUAGGCUGGCUCAGCCCACACCUCUGCAUCCUCCCUGCAGGCAACAUUGCAGCUGAGCUGGAGGCCAACCUCGGCUUGAUUGAGGAGAUCACGGGCUACUUGAAGAUCCGACGCUCCUACGCCCUGGUCUCCCUCUCCUUCUUCCGGAAGCUCCACCUGAUCCGAGGGGAGGCCCUGGAAGCCGGGUGAGUGGGGCCCCUGGGAAGGGACGGCUAGGAGCAGGGCUCCGAUCCUCGCUGGGUUGUGCGGCUCUGCCCUGGCCUCCCUCGCAGGGGCGUUGUGGGUAUCAAAUGGGGGGACGGGACACGCACGCCAGCCUGAGCUCCCUGGAGGAAAAGGGGGGUUGGACAUGUCCAAAAACAGAUAGGGAACAAAUGCUGGCGUCGCCAAGUGAGCGCUACUCAGAGUAGACCCACUGUUUGCUUGGCAAGAAGCUGUAGCUCAGCUUCAGAGCUUUGUGCCCCAAAUGACCGGAAGAAUCAGAAAUCAGGAAGACUAAAAUUUAAAUAAGGAAUGGGGAAUAAUUCUAAUUCUAAUUCUACCCCGCCCAUCUGACCGGGUUUCCCCAGCCACCCUUAAAGUAAACAGUUGUAUCUGAAAGACCAUUGUAAACAGUUAAAAUCAUUAGUAGGAUUGGAAUAACACUUGUAGUUUAAGGGUGACUUUUGGACGCAGCGGAGAGGUAAAAGAUUUGGAUUAUCAUAAAAGAUGCAAGAGGAAAUGAUUAACAAUAGGACCCACAGAGGGGGGAGUGCAAGAGAUUCCUUGGAAUUAUUAUUAUUAUUAUUAUUUAUACCCUGCCCAUCUGGCUGAGUUUCCCCAGCCACUCUGGGCAGCUAUCUUGUUUUUAUGUUGUAUGUUGGAGAUAUGACUGUAAAGUUUUAAUCUGAAAAACCGAAUAAAUAACUUUCUAAAGGAAAAAGAGGCAGAGAGGAGUCCGGCUGGAGAAGAAGCCAGGGCGUCUUCCUCUCCUGCUGCAACUGGGAGAGGGAUGAAGAGGGCAGAGCAAAGGCAGUCGAGGCGGAGAAGUCUCAGAUUGCUUGGGAAGGACAAGAUUUAGGCGGCUGGGGGAAGGCAGGGGCCUUCAGUGCCUCAUUGGGGAUCUUUUUUUCUUUGAAGGAAGAGUUCCCUUCCCUGGCAGCUAGUGAGUUCUUGCUGAGCCCGCUCCCCACCUUGGCCAAGGGGCACCUCUCUCUCCUCUCCCCCUGGCCGUAUUCACCUUGCUCUUUCCCCCUCCCCGCCAGGAACUAUUCCUUCUACGCCUUGGACAACCAGAACCUGCGCCAGCUGUGGGACUGGAGCAAGCACAACCUCACCAUCGCCCGCGGGAAGCUCUUCUUCCACUACAACCCCAAGCUCUGCCUGUCCGAGAUCGACAAGAUGGAGGAGAUCUCGGGGGCCAAGGGGCGCCAGGAGAAGAACGACAUCGCCCUCAAGACCAACGGCGACCAGGCCUCUUGUAAGCGGGGCGGCCGAGGGGUGCGCGCUGUACUUUUGCACGCACAACGGUCCCAGGUUCGAAUCGCAGCAGUUUUCCCAGCAGCUCCUGCCUGAAACCCCGGAGGACUGCUGCCAGUCUGAGCAGGAGAUACGGAGCUAGAUGCUUCAGAGGGAGAAGUAGCAGGCAGCUUCCGAUUGCCCUGCUUGAAUCACUUCUUCAUCUAGAACCUUGAGGACUGGAGUCUGGCCUCCUUUGGAGUAACUCGCAGGAAAGGGCCGUGUCUCAGUGGCCAAGUAGCGGGUCCCAGGUUCUCCCCGCAGGGGCAUCUCCAAGUUGGGCCCUGGAGAGCUGCUGCUGCCAGUCAGUGUGGACAGCAGUGAGGUAGAAGAGCUCUGUAGAAGGGCAUUUCAGAAGAGCCUGGUGGCGGCAUUGGCGGGAUCAGGCCAGAGGAAAGACCCCCAAGCAGGACCCAAGGGUGCUGUGGGUCAGGGGUGUGGGGCCCCCCCAUGCGCCGCUGGCUUCCUGAGACCAGAAGGGCUGCUCUUCAAGCUCCUGGGCCUGAGCUUUGUUAUAUUAAUAAUAAAACCCCCAUUAAGCCUGCCCUACUCCACUUGGAGGUGGGGUCGAAUCCUGUACACACCCGACACCCUCCCUCUGCUCUCCCAGAGGAGCGCUUCCGGGGUUGUCUUCCUCUUUCCCUCCUGGCCGGCGCCUCCUCUCUGUGUACGAUCUAUAUGUUUGCUGAGUCUCGGCUCCCUCCCUCUUGCAGCGCCUGCCAGGCUGGCAGAACGCGGGGCAGCUUCUCCUCCCAGGGGCCUCCCUUGGCACCGACAGCCUCCAGGAGAGAGAGAGAGAGAGAGAGAGAGGGAAAGAGGGGGGAGAAAGAGAAUGAAAAGGAGAGAAGGAGAGAGGAAGGAUGGCGAGAAAGGGAGAGAGGAAGAUUGGGAGAAAGAGGGAGAGAAGGAGAGGAGAAGGGAAGAAAGAAAGGGAGAGAAGGAGAGAAAGAGAGGGAGGGAAAGGGAGAGAGGAAGAGACAGGAGGAGAAAUAGGGGGGAGCGUGCUCUUGGACUGGGGUUCUGCUUAAGGGCCUCCCACAUGGUUGGUGGUUCACAACAUAAAGUGACGCGAUCAAAAUGAAUGACCUGAGCCCCCCUCCGUCCCCCGGUGGGUCCUUGGCCAGGCCCUCCCGUCUCCAACCUGCCUUUUCCGUCCUUCCUGCAGGCGAGAGCGAAGUGCUCAAGUUCUCCUACAUCAAAACCACCUGCGACAAGAUCAUGGUCAAGUGGGAGCCUUACUGGCCGCUGGACUUCCGCGACCUCCUGGGCUUCAUGCUCUUGUACAGGGAAGCGUGAGUAAAGUGGGGCGGGGAGCUCCUUUCUGCACUUUGGGUCUUGGGGAGAGAGGGGUUCUCUGGCUGGGAUUCCUGCGUUGCCGGGGGUUCGGGGGUUGGACUAGAUGGCCCUGGAGGGGGGGUCCCUUCCAACCCUUCAAUUCCAGGAUUCUAUAACACACACAUCCAGCUUGAUCAGAGAGAGUUACAGCGCCUGUUGUGGCUGCAGAGACUGAUGCAGGAGAGACAUGUUUUGUUGCAGCCGGGGAAGAGGAAGAGGAUGGUCCAGUCUAGGAAUAAAAGGGGACGCGGGUGGUGCUGUGGGUUAAACCACAGAGCCUCGGACUUGCCGAUCAGAAGGUCGGUGGUUCGAAUCCCCGCAAUGACAGGGUGAGCUCCCGUUGCUCGGUCCCUGCUCCUGCCAACCUAGCAGUUCGAAAGCACGUCAAAGUGCAAGUAGAUCAAUAGGUACCGCUCCAGCGGGAAGGUAAACGGCAUUUCCGUGCGCUGCUCUGGUUCGCCAGAAGCGGCUUAGUCCUGCUGGCCACAUGACCCGGAAGCUGUACGCCGGCUCCCUCAGCCAGUAAAGCGAGAUGAGCGCCGCAACCCCAGAGUCGGCCACGACUGGACCUAAUGGUCAGGGGUCCCUUUACCUUAGUCCAAACUAAAUGUGAACAUGCUCUCUUCUAUACCCUAAAAGUCAACUGAAGAAAGAGACUGUGUAUUUUCCCAAUCCUCGCCCAAGAAGGAUUUUAAAAAGGCUGGGCAUUAUUUGAAGGAGCGGUGCAGAGCGAUUUCAUUUGAACCCACAAGAUCCCCAGCGAAUCACUAAUAAUGUGCAUUAUUUAAGUUGAAAGGCUUCUCUGCAAAAUAACUUAGGAUAAGGUGUCCUCCUGUUCCUCCUUUGUCUCGGGCGAUGCAGAGUUUGGAGGGCUGCCCCCUAAAUAAAGUUGUCAAGUAGAUUCUGCCAUUUCUGUAGCUGGGAUUGAAGGAUCGGUAGAGGCAGCGCUUGAAAUAAAACGGAGAAUGCGGGAAGAGCAGUCGCGGCCCAACCGGCUCAGUUUCUAAAAAUUUCCGUGACCUUAAUUCAUUUCUGCAACAGGCUUUCACACGACUUUUUCCAUUUUCACGUCUCUCCACCAAAGCGUAAUUCCCUCUGCAGGUGUGUCUUUCUGAAAUAAAAGCCGUUUCCUCCUUUUGGCCUUUUCUUCCCCCCCAGCCCCUUCCGGAACGUGACGGAGUUUGACGGGCAGGACGUCUGUGGCGCCAACAGCUGGACGGUGAUGGACGUCGAGCCGCCUCCCCGCAACAGCGACACCAAGCCGGGGCACCUUCUGCGCGGCCUCAAGCCCUGGACGCAGUACGCCAUCUUCGUGAAGACCCUGAUCACCCACUCGGACGAGCGCAAGUCCUACGGGGCCAAGAGCGAGAUCAUCUACGUCCAGACCAACGCCUCGGGUGAGAGGCUGUCCACGGUUGGAAGCGGGGGGCUGGGGUGAGAGGGGGGAUUGCCCUGGGGUGACCUUUUGUCUCUCUUCUCUGCCCCCCGCAGUGCCCACCGUCCCCCUGGACCCCAUCUCAGUGUCCAACUGCUCGUCGCAGAUCUUCCUGAAGUGGAAGCCGCCCUCCGACCCCAACGGGAACAUCACGCACUACAAGGUCUCCUGGGAAAAGCAGCCCGAAGACAGUGAGCUCUACGAGCUGGACUACUGCCUGAAGGGUGAGCUGCUGGCACCGCCCUGCCCGCCCGCCUGGGUCCCACCUAGUGCCACAGAGCUCAGGGAGCGGAGGUGGGGUGACAAUGAGGGAGAAGAUGGGGAAGAGGCGGUGUUGGAAACCGGAGAGGGAACAGGGCUCCGUGAGCGGGGAGAGUCGGUGGCAGAGAGCAGUCUAGGCGCAGAAGCUGAGGCUGGAGAGGAGGUAAGCCGAGAGGCAGAGAUGAAGUCACAGGGGUCUCCCCCUCCUGCUGCAACCAGCUCCCCUCUUCGCUGGUCUCCCAGGGCCAGAAGAAAAAUUUAAAAAGGGUGGCGCAGCGAGAGACAAGACGAUGGCGCCUUAGACUGCUGGGGAAGGAGGAGCCUUCGAGAGCAGUGGGAAGGCAGACACUUUCCGACCCCGCAACUGCCUCCUUGGGGCAAGACCUGCUGCUUGGGUUUCCUUGAAUCAAGGCCGGGUGCUCCUGACCCCCAGGGUGGCAGGGUGGGCCUUGGGUGGGGGAAGUUCCCCCAGAUAAAACUCCUGCCCCCUCUUCUCUUUUCUGUUUCUUCUGGAGUGUUGUCGCUGCUGCUUAUCACGAGUUAGAAAAGGAAUAUAUCUAUCUAAAGAAAAAGGUUCUCCAUCGCUGCGACAGAGGGAGUGGGGGGGACUGUCCAGAGUCUGCCUGGUCUCCAUGGCUCCCCCGUUGCCUUUCCUUGGCCUCACAACCUCCCCUCCCCGCAGGCUUGAAGCUCCCCUCUCGGACGUGGUCCCCCCCGCUGGAGUCGGAGGACUCCCCCCACAAGCCGAACGACAGCAACAGCGAGGAGCCCAGCCUGGAGUGCUGCCCCUGCCCCAAGACCGAGUCGCAGAUCAUGAAGGAGACGGAGGAGUCCGCCUUCCGGAAGGUCUUUGAGAACUACCUCCACGACAUCGUCUUUGUCCCCAAGUAAGAGGCUGAGCGCGGAUCCUCACCCUCCCCCCCUUUAUGGCUCAGGUGUGGGAGCAGGAAGCGCAAGUGGAAGAAGAGCCUGCUGCUGCCAACCAGUGCAGGCAGUGCUGGGUUAAAUGGCUCUGUAGGCCUGUGUCAGGUCAGACCCAAGAGGAUAAUAACCGCGCUUAACCUGCUGCGGCUCAGUGGUUAGAGCCCCUGUGUAGCACGCAGACGGGCGCGGGUUCAACCCCCGGUGGCGUCUCCCUGAGAGCCCUGAGCCUGAAUCCCUGCAGAGCCACUGCUGCCAGUCUGUGCAGGCAGUAUUGAACCCAAAGGAAGGUGUUUGUUUGUGCCCUUGGCUCUUUGGGCAGGGGAAGGUGUGGGGUGCGUGACGGAGCCUGUGAACCCUGCCCUGCUGCGGAAGGGGGCACAGUCCAGCCGGGCGCUUGUGCUGCUCACAACCCCGGGAUUAAUGAGUAAUCCUGCCAGAAAGGGAGCCAGGCCCUGCAGCCUCUCUUUGCUCCCGGAGCCCCUUCCUGGGAACCUUUUGAAACCCAGAGCCUGAGCCGAGGCUGCCGGCGGAUCCAUUUCUGCCCGCGCGUUUGCAAGAUGAGGCCACGCACCAAAGGGGUCACACAUCCCUCAACCAAACGCGAGGAGCCGAUUGUGAAUCGGAAACAAAGAUGCAGUAUCGAGCGGCGUAUUUGCAGCAGAUAAUUAAGCAAGUGAGAGGAAUUUGCAUAUGCGGAAGAAUAUUUUAAAAAUAAAUUUAAGGAACCACAGAGAGAGGGAGAAGGAAGUCAAGUUCUGAAAUGUUAAAUUGAUUGUAAAACGAAUGAAAACGUAUACAUUUGAAAAGUAUAAAUAAAAAACAAAAAAGAAUGUAAUAUUGAACAGGGAUGGUGGAGGGGUGGGAAUGGGGACGCAUCCAGGACGGAGAGCGGGAAGUCUGUAAGGAAAAAAAGGAAAACCAAUCAAGAUUAAUGGGCAAAGUUUGAGCUCAGGGAGCUGAGAACUCUUUUUUAAAAGUGGGGGGACCCCUAGAAGGGCCAAGGAAAAGCCCCUCUCCCCCAGCGCCCACUCCUGCCCCAAAGGGAAUCCUGAAUGGACAACUCCAAUUUGUUUCUGAGCUGCCCGGCCGGCCGCCCGCUUUUGGAACCGGGGCUCCGACCGACGCCUCUCUCCCCCCUUCUCCGCAGGCCGUCGGUGACGCGGCGCAGGAGGGACUUGGGCGCCCCGGCCAACAGCACCACCCCGUCCCCGACGCUGCCGGCCUUUGGGAACGGCUCCACGGCGGCCCCCGCCAGCCCCCCGGAGCCCAAGCCCUUCUCCAAGGUGGUCUUCAAGGAGUCCAUCGUCAUCUCCAACCUGCAGCACUUCACGGGCUACCGCAUCAAGAUCCAGGCCUGCAACCACGAGGUGCCCCAGGAGUGCAGCAGCGAGGCCUACGUCAGCGCCAGGACCAUGCCGGAAGGUGAGCGGGGAGGCGCCUGGCCAGGCCAGUUUUACGGGGCGCUCGGCGCGUGCGGCGUGCCCUCGUCUUCCUUACUUUCCAUCUUGAGGGGCUCACGGUGGUGGCACACGCAGAUCACCCCCCCCAUUUUAUCCUUUCAACAAUCCUGCGAGGUAGGCUGAGAGGCAGUGACUGGCGUCCGAGGUCACUCAGCGUCCUGAGUGGGGAUUCGAACCCUGGUCUCUCCCAGGUCUGACACUCCGACCACUACACUGCGCUGGCUCUCUAUAUGGAGAAGCUUUUGAAUAUUUCUUGUUUUAUUGUGUUUUUAUAUACAUGCUGGAAACCCAACCGGAUGGGCAGGGUGCAAAUAAUAUUAUUAUUAUUACCAUUAUUUCUCCCUCUGAGAAGCUGGCGCACGAGAUUCUCUCUUUCCCUCAUUUCUGUCCUUCCAACAACCCUGUGAAGUCAGCUUGGCUGUUUGAGCUUUGUGAUGGAGCGGGGCUUUGAACCCGGGUCUCCUAACCGCUGGCUCUUGCGUCGGUUGUCCCAAUUCGCACUGAGCAAGCCUUUUCUCUUGGCUGUGUUCCCAGCGAAAGCCGACGACAUUGUGGGGCCCGUGACCCACGAGCUGGACAAGAACGUGGUCCACCUGCGCUGGCAGGAGCCGAAGGAGCCCAACGGGCUGAUCAUCCUUUACGAGGUGAACUACGGCCGCCUCGGAGAUUCGGAGGUGAGAACCCCUUUCUUCCCCUCUCUCCCUUUUCUGGCUUUCCGCCCCAGAGGAUGCGCAUGCGAUAUGCCGUUCUUAACCUUCCCCGACUGCCAGUAGCCGCUUGCGCUGCAACAUGAUCAGGAAAGCGCCAUUUCACCCCUCAGCGCUGUGAUCCACCCAGGGCUGUGCAAGCCGCUGCUCUGAAGGAUGUGGGGUGGGGGGCGCCGGGAGACCCCCACUGAGCAUGCCGUCUCCCCACAGGAGCAGCGCUACUGCCUCUCUCGCCUGAAGUUCGCCGCUCAGCAGGGCUGCAAGCUGACGGGGCUGCAGACGGGCAACUACAGCGUCCGGGUGCGAGCCACGUCCCUGGCGGGGAACGGCUCCUGGACGGAGCCCAUCUACUUCUACGUCUAUGACUAUUGUAAGAUCCGGGGGGGGCAGGGGGGCACGGAGGAGCUGGGCUCCCACAACUACCCACCCAGGGGCCACGGUUUGCGGGCGGGCGGGCAGUCAUGCGACUGUAGAUUAGGGCUUUGGGACUACGAUUCCCAUCAUCCCUGGCCAGUCCUGGGAUGAUGCGAGUUGUAGCCCAAAAGCAGCUGGAGGCCUGAGUUUGGAAAAACCCUGAUGUGGGUGUUUCAUACUGUGUGUGUGUGUGUGUGUGUCUGUGCGUACAUAGCGGUUUUAGCUAUUUACAUCGAUAAAGCAUUCAUAAAUACAUAUAUCAAAGCGGUUUGCAGUGACAGAGCCACAUAGAAAAGCCGCAAUCCGGGACCAACCGGCUGUGGUGGAAUGAUGAACCGUAAAUUGCCCACAGAGGGAGAGUUUUCAGCGGGCGUUUGGGAGUUUGAACAGCAGGCGCUUGCUGCAGGAUCUCUAGUGGCAGAGGGUUCCUCAGGACGCCAUGAAAGCAGGACGCUUGUUGCUGUCAGAGGAGUCUCUUGUAUAUGUGAGAGAGGUUGUGUGCCCUUUUGUGGGGAGUGAGAGAGAGGGGCAGGGCACAAGAUGCUUUGGGAGAGGUGAGUUCUUUUUAACCCAACCUGACCUGGUCCCCCCCUCUCCCCCCCACUGCAGUUCCCCCCAACAAUAACCUGGUGAGCAUCAUCGUCCCCAUCAUCUUCGCCGUCUUCUUCCUGGGGGUCAUCGGAGGUGCCUACAUCUUCAUCAAGAAAAGGUGGGGCUGCCCCUCGUUUGCAGAUUCCCUCCCCAUAGACUCCGGACUUCUUGCGGCGGGGAAGAGGGGGGAGCUGUCAGGUGCUUGCGGCCACAACCAAGGGCACCGCCUUCCCCUCCCAAUCCGCGAAAAGCUUUCCCCACUGCGACUGGUGGGGCGGCGCCUUCUUCUCCCUCACAGACCGGGCAGCAACAUUUCCCACCCCCCAAAAAAUGGGUUUUAGCUGUUCUUGUUUUAUCUGUUAGAUGCCUUGAGUCCCUGGUAGAGGAAAAAGCAGGUAUCAAUUAACUUAUUCUUCUUCGUCUUCUUAUAAUAAGAAGCAUUCCAUAGGCUGGGUGUGUGGGGUCACAUGCCCUCACCUGGUUUUUCUUUUUCUUUUCAAGGCUUUAUUAUGAAGCUAAGAAUCCCAUAAGAAAUACGAGACUGUUGGCCCUGGGUUUUCUUCUUUCUUUCUUUCUUUCUUUCUUUCUUUCUUUCUUUCUUUCUUUCCCUUCCUUCCUUUCCUAUCCCCUGGUUUUGCUUGAGCAUGUCCCUUUAAGUGCCACAAAACACACACACGUGCCGUCCUGAGGACUAGAAACCUCCUUGUGCCUUUAGGCGAUUGCUCGAGUCCUUUCGGAUUACGCAGGCCCCUCCGUGCCCAGGCACGCCCCUCCCACACGCACAGCCAUUGUCGCUCCGGUUUUUGGGAUCCCCGAUGGGUGACAGGCACCUCUCCUGCGCUUGCUUCCCCCCAGGCAAAAGGAAGGACCGACGGGGCCGCUUUACGCCUCCUCCAACCCAGAGUAUCUCAGCGCCAACGAUGGUGAGUGGCAGGCCGAGGCGGCGGGGCCCUUCCUCUCCUUCUUCUUUGGGAGGGCACGAUCCACUGGGAAAAAACAGAUACUCCUCCUUCCCUUCGGAAGCUUUGAGGUGCCUCCGCUGCCCUUCUGGCCACGGGCGCUAAAGGAGGCGGAUGCAGCCAUUCCGGACUCGGACCAGAACCGAGCUGGAGAGAAUCCUCUGGGUUGCCGAGCUGAACUCCAUGCCAUUCUCCCCUGGGCCGGCCUCUGCCCUCCUAGAGAACCCAAGCCUGGAAGGGACCCGAGGGUCAUCUAGCCCAACCCGCUUCCCUCUUUCCCCAACUUGCAGUGUACAUCCCCGACGAGUGGGAGGUCCCCCGCGAGAAGAUCUCCCUCCUGCAGGAGCUGGGCCAGGGCUCCUUUGGGAUGGUCUACGAGGGCAUCGCCAAGGACAUUGUGAAGGGCGAGGCGGAGAUGCGGGUGGCCGUCAAGACGGUGAACGAGUCGGCCAGCCUGCGGGAGCGCAUCGAGUUCCUCAACGAGGCGUCCGUCAUGAAAGGCUUCAGCUGCCACCACGUGGUGAGGGGCCCCGAAGGUCAUCCAGCCCAACCCCCUGCAAUACGGGGGUGGUGGGAGGGGAGCGCUGAGGAGACCGCUCCUCAGGGGGGUCGCAGCUCAACCAACCCAUUGGAGAACCACGGGGGGAGGCAGUUGCCAAAGGGGAAGACCGAUUCCUCGGCUCUUCAGGUCCUUUGGCCACCGAGGGGACAGGCGGCCCGGGUUCUCCAUUGGCUCACGGGCCCUUCCCUCUCGCCCUCCUUCUCCCCAGGUCCGCCUCUUAGGGGUGGUGUCGAAAGGGCAGCCCACCCUGGUGGUCAUGGAGCUGAUGGCUCACGGAGACCUGAAGAGCUACCUGAGGUCCUUGCGCCCGGAUGCAGAGGUAACAGCUGGGUGUGGGUUUAGGGGGGUUGGCAAGGCAGAGAAGCCGUGCCCCCCUUUUGCUCACGCCGCCUCCUCUCGGCUCCCUCAGAACAACCCCGGCCGCCCCCCGCCCACCCUCCAGGAGAUGAUCCAGAUGGCUGCCGAGAUCGCCGACGGCAUGGCCUACCUGAACGCCAAGAAGUUCGUCCACCGGGACUUGGCCGCAAGGAACUGCAUGGUGGCCGAGGACUUCACCGUCAAGAUCGGAGGUGGGGCGGCUUUCCUCCUGGGGGGCGGGGGACCCCAAAAGGGAUUUAUUCCGAGCCCUUCUCGGAGCACGGCACGAGCCCCGCAGCUGAGAUGGCCAAGGAAGAGCAGAAAGACGCGUGUCCUUGUUGAGUGACAUUUCUAGCAGUAAAACUCACCGAACUCUCCAUAUCCUACAAGAAAUACAUUGGGGUUGGGGGAUCGGGGAGUUAUUCCAUAAUCGGGGUGCCCCCACUGCAAAGGCCUUUAAUGUGUGUGUGUGUGUGUGUGUGUGUGUGUGUGUGUAUGUGUGUGUACACACACACUUUUCUGUUUUAUGUUUUGUUUACAUACCCCCCUAUACCCAGUGGUCUCAGGGCAGUUCACAGAAUAAAAUCAAGAUAUAAAACCACAAAAUACCUAAUGAAAAUAAAAACAACAACCCAAUAGCAACACCCCCCACAAAUAAACGCACAAUUUUACAAUUUAGAAUAUUCAUUUAGACAACCUUAAAAUAUCAGCGACUUCCCUUCUUCUCUUUCCAUGGUUCAUUUAGCGUAGCAUAAAUCCCUGCAUAUUUUACACAAACUAAACCAUUCAGUAUUGCAUCGUUUCCGAAGGCCUUUUCCCAGAUCACCGAAUAACGGAGGUCUCCGGACAGCAGGCGAGCGUUGAGAAGGCCCCGUGUAUUCAGGGGUGGUGGGGGCCUCUGGGUUGGGGUCCAAAUGUGGCCCCCCAGGACGGGUCCCCCCCAGCCAUGCCCCUGCAGACACGUCCUUGAGGGAAGCUCUGAGCUCUCCCCGCUCUUCCUCUCUCUCCCCGCAACCCCCAGACUUUGGCAUGACCAGGGACAUCUACGAGACGGAUUACUACCGCAAAGGAGGGAAGGGGCUCCUCCCCGUGCGCUGGAUGGCCCCUGAGUCGCUGAAGGACGGCGUCUUCACCGCCUGCUCUGACGUCUGGUGAGUGGGGAGCCCCCCAACCCCCCUUCCUGGCCGCAUGCAGGAGGACGCUGAGAGGCCGUAGGAAGCCGCUCUUGUCCCGAGUCAAGCCAUCUGGCUCAAUAUUGCCAACUCUGGCUGGCAGCAGCAGCUCUGCAGAGUUUCAGGCAGGGGGUCUUUGUCCCGGCCCAUCCUGGGAAGGGAAACUCUGAUCUGAAACCUCCGCUGCCUUGUGGGGUAUUUGGGGAGAAAAGGCUCCGGAGUAAACCCCACCCAAAUCCAGAGCGGAGUCCCUAAGGCAGUUGGGCAGCAACUCCUGCAGCCAAGCAGGUGCCAGACAUCUCGCUCUGCUUCUCUGUGGCCCCCGUCAGCGAGGCCAAGAGGGGGUCUUGCCGUCUGGUCAGCCCAGGACCUCCAGACACACGGCCCAGAUUGCGCCCCCAAGGAAGGCACUUUGGUGCUGCUAACACAGUAGUUUGGCUCCACCCCCGGAGGUGUGCUCCACUGUCUCUUGAGAUGGACUGGUGCCCCUAGAGGGGGCAUGCGAAGUGUGGGGAGCCGCCUUCUCCCGAGUCACAACAGUGUGGUCUGCACUGACUGGCAGCAGCUCUGCAAGCUUAAAGGCUGGGGGUCUUUCUGCGCCCUUUGUGCGGAGAAUCCUUCCCCUCCAGCGGGGAGCCGGGGACUCCAGCCUUGCGGGAGGGGGGCACACCCUGGAACGGCCUCUGCCUGGGGAGUCCCCUCUGCUUCCUGGCCCUCACCCUCCUGUCUCCCCCCAGGUCCUUUGGCGUUGUCCUCUGGGAGAUCAGCAGCCUGGCUGAGCAGCCUUACCAAGGCCUCUCCAACGAGCAGGUCCUCAAGUUCGUCAUGGACGGCGGGUGCCUGGAGCAGCCGGAGAACUGCACCGAGAGGCUGUGAGUCGGGGAGGGGAGGCAGGGGCCGCCCUCUGGGUGCCCCUGUGGGUGGGGCACCAGGCAACUCCUUUGCCCUCCAGGUGGGGACAGUCCAGGGUUCGCCUCAUUAGGGGGAACAGGCUCCCUCUGCCCUGCCAGCCAGUUUCUCAGGCUUGUCCCUUACGACUGAGUCGGGGGAGAAGCGGGCUCUGGCGCCACCUGCUGGCAGGCUCCUUGCCUCCUGCCCAUCGUCUCAGGAAGUGAAUUCAUGCCAUGCCGCCAGGCAGCACUGUGCUCUAAACCAGUGAGCCUCUUGGGCUUGCUGAUGGGAAGGUCGGUGGUUCGAAUCCUCACAACGGAGUGAGCUCCAAUUGCUCUGUCCCAGCUCCUGCCAACCUAGCAGUUCAAAAGCAUGCCAGCGCAAGUAGAUAAAUAGGUACCGCUGUGGCGAGAAGGUAAACGGUGUUUCCGUGCACUGUGGUUUCCGUCAUGGUGUCCCGUUGGUCCAGAAGUGGUUUAGUCAUCUUGUCCACAUGACCCGGAAAAGCUGUCUGUGGACAAACCCCGGCUCCCUCAGCCUGAAAGCAAGAUGAGCGCCGCAACCCCAGAGUCGCCUUGGACUGGACUUAACCAUCCAGGGGUCCUUGACCUCACCUUACCUCUCCUGCCCCCUUGGUGCAAAAAAGGACACAGGUCCUUUUUUUUAGUGGGGGGGGGGUCUCAGCCUUCUUUGCCUCAGGGUUGCUAGUGGCAGCCCCAGAAACAGAGGGCUUGGGGGAGGCAUUGGAACGGUUUCCGUGGAGCUGCCCGCUUGACCCCCCGGCGCCUUUGUCCCCCCUCUGCAGCCACGACCUCAUGCAGCUGUGCUGGCAGUACAACCCCAAGAUGCGCCCGACCUUCACGGAGGUGAUUGAGAUGCUGAAGGACGAGCUGCACCCCUCCUUCCGGGACGUCUCCUUCUUCUACAGCGAGGAGAACAAGCCCCCCGAGACGGAGGACUUUGAGAUGGACUUUGAGAACAUGGAGAGCAUCCCCCUGGACCCGGCCUCCUCCUACUCCCAGCGGGACGACGGCGUCCUGGGCAGGGACAACGGCCUCUCGGUGGCGCUCAAGGGCGGCUACGAGGAGCACGUCCCCUACACGCAUAUGAACGGCAGCAAGAAGAACGGGCGCAUCCUCUCCAUGCCCCGCUCCAGCCCCUCCUAAUGGCAGGGGUGGGGGCGCACCCUGCUGUUAUCUCCUUUGGUUCCCGCCCCCCCUGCCCCCCGGCAGUUCCUCUCCCACACAAAUCUCAGGACUGGCAGUAUUUUUGCAGACACACCGCGGACUCGCUUUCUACCGAAAAGACGGACUUUUUAAUCGUCGUGGAAGAUUAUUCUUAUUACUACUACUAGGACAGUGACUUUUCUCCCCCAAACCAUGUCGUAUUUCUGGGUCGGGGUGGGGUUUUUUUUUUUUUUUUUUGAGGGGGGGUAGGGGCGCACAAACGUCGACUCGCCGCCAGCAGCCUUCGUCUGUGAAAGACGCAAGCGGCCGUUUUGCUGCAUUUCCACCCGGCCCGGAUCCCCAUGCACAACGCUGUGGUUUUGAGACGGGGAGGGGCUUCUUGCGAGUAGGAGGGAGAGGGGAGACCCCUCUGCCUACCUCUAGUCCCACGGUGGUGGGGGGGCUCUUUAGCGCGCCGACAGCCCAGAACCACCUUCCCAAGCAGAACCCGGAAACGUGUUCCCUCUCUUCUUGCCUGUCCCCCUCUUUCGGAGGGGAUUCCUUUGCCAUUUUCCUUUCCUUUUUUUUUUUUAAUUUAAAAAAAUUAGGAUCUGAAGGAUCUCUUAAGGCGUGCCCCACCCAGAUCUGUCUUUCUGUCCCGAUUUGACCAACUGCUGCUGCUUUUCUCAAUGGGUUAAUCGGUGCGUGUGUGUGCGCGGAGCCACGGAGGGGCGUGAGAGCCAGCCCCCGCCCCGGAGUGAAUGGAUUCUCAAGAGAUUAUUUUUAUACUGAAGAACUUUUGGGGCGAGGGGUCCCCCACCCUGUCGUCGUCGUCCCCAGCAAAGCGAGGUAGCCAAAGCAGUAGCCAACACCCCCUUUAGGACCCCCCCCGAGUGCUUUUUGGCGGCUUAAAAAUAGCACAGAGUGAGCCACCUCCCUUUGGGCCCUGUCCGGUUAGCGUCCCGUGUGUGUGUGUGUACAUAAAUAUAUAUAUAUGUUUGUUGUGACAUAUUUAAGUCUGAGGUAGCCAACCUCCUUAUAAAUUAUUGUUGCCUUUGUCGAUUCCCCCCCACCCAAAAACCUUCUAGGGUGGGGGGGAGCCUUGCUUGGGGGUGGACCUGACAGGGAGACUCGCUAAGCAUUUGCGUUUCUGUUUUGGCAAAGUUGGCAGACGGCGCUAGGGAAUUUUGGUGGGAAGUUCGCGCAGGAUCCAUCGCGGCCUCCUAGGGUCCCGCAGCCCCUUGGCCAAGCUGCUGGUCUGCAGGCAGGACGUCCGGAUAGACGGGGGGUGGAAACACCCCCCACUUGAGGGGCCGCCAGGCCUGGCAUCUUGCCGGAAGGGCCGCAGCCCCACCGUCCUGCUUGGCACGCAGAAGGUCCCAGGUGCGCGCCCCGCUGGCAGCGUCUCCAGGCAGGACUGGCGAAAGGGCUCCCCGCCUGGAGAGCAUGCUGCCGGUCCGUGCAGACAACACUAGCCUAGGCAGGCAAACGGUCUUGCUCUGGCCUUGUGCCCCCUGUGCCUUUGCCUCAGCCCCCCCUUUUUUUGGGGGGGGGAAUAAGCCCAAACGCUGUGAUUAUUUGCCAGGGAGGCAGAGAUGGAGGAGGAGGAGGAGAUGGCAGCUGGGGAAUUGUUUCUGCCCUGCUAAACCCGGUCAGUUGUGCAAUCUGCCUGUGUGUCUCCCGCCUGUGAGGUGGGGGCAAGAACCCUCUUCAACCCUUGGGGGUUUUUUUUAAGGGUUUCUCUCCCCCCCCCCCCCGGCUAACCUCCCCAGUGUUGCACUUUAGAGCUUUUCUGCUCCAGUCAGUGGGCCCCACAGAAUUUGUGGGGUCCGCCCUCUGCUCCUCCUCCUCCCCCCCCCAGUUCAGAUUUCCUCUUCAGUCCCAGGCGAUUGUUCGCCUGCUGAAAUUUGCAUCGCCAAAACCUCUCUCUUACCUCAGUGUCAUUUGAAAUAAGCUUUUUCUAUAAAAAAAAGAGAAAAAAGGAAGAACCCCACCCCCCGUAUUUCCUUAUAAUGUGAAUCGUUCUGAGAAAAAGAAACCGACAUGGAUCUUGUCGAGUCGACGGAAUAAGCGGAUCUGUAGGCCUUGUGGGUACUGGACAGACUAAUUACACAUAGGUGGUUCUGUGCCCCCCCCCCCAAAAAAAUCCACUCUGCUUGCCUUCGUUGAAAAUGCACCUUGAUUUAUCUUCUUUUUUUCUGCUGAGCACAAGGAGGAUGGAGGUUUGAAUUUGAUGGGGGGGGCGUGUGCUGGGGAGCGAGGAAGAUUGUUUGGGGAGGUGUGCCUCUCUCAGGAAAGCAGGGCCGUUGUUAGGAGCUGCCUCAAGGGCCCCCCUCCCAGAGCGGUGGGGUUUUUCAUGGGCGCCAUGGUCACAAUUAAUAGCACAUUCGUGGUGGGCUCCUCCUGGGCCUUCCAUGCUGCGUUCCUGCGACGCUUCCUCAAUGUUGGCACCUUAUUGCCGCCUGCAGGGGCAUCUCUUGGUGGGACAGAGCGGGAAGUGCCAUGUUUGGGAACGAAGCAGCUUUCUCUGUCUGCCCUGAAACCUUUGCAGAGUGGCGUCAACCCACCCCUAAGGCCAUCGUGUAAAGAUGCCUAGAAGGGGGGUCCUUAGUCUCUCCUGCCAGUCUGCAAUUUUGUUUUGCGCCCAUUUGAAAGAUUAGAGAGCCUCGAACGCCCCAGAGCUUUCAAGUUGCCCCUGACGCCUCUGGCCCUAGUUUGCACAGAGAGAGAGAGAGGAGGCCUCACAUCUGCCGGCCUGGGUAGAGAUGUGCCAGUUUUUGGUGCUAUCCAUAUUGCGGAGCCUCUUGCACUUAGGGGAGAAGGGCCCAGAGCGCCUGUCCGUUUAAGGGGAGCCGGGGGGGGGGCUGGGGCUGGAAGGGAGAGCAGAAAGGCACACAGAAAAAAAACCCUUUUCGAAAAGAUUCCCCUCUUGAGAACCUCAGCUCAGUGGCUGAGCACUUGCUUCACGGGGGGAGAAGGGGACUUGUCCUACUGCAAUCCCCAGCAACCUCUCCUUGGCAGCUGGGCUUUAAAAAAGCUCUCUUUGUGCCCUGGGCAAACUGGGUCAUCUCCAACGGAGUCCAGUUCCUCGAUGGCAUCAGUGGGUCUGCUGUGCGUUGGGCGCAGAGCUGCGUAGAUAAGGUGGGGUAGGGAAGCAGCUCCCUAGAUGUUGGCCGAGGGGUGAGGGUGGAGGCUGGCCCAGUGGGGUGCUAGGCGGUCAGGGUCCCCUUUCUGCACGGCAGCUGUAGCUUAACCGAUGCUGCCAUCCCGCUGCUGCCCUCCGAGGCAAGGGCCUUGCGCUGUCUAACGGACCUCUUUGUGCUGGGAUUGCGGAUGAGGUGCUGUGAGCUGCAAGUGAACCAGGCCGGCUGCUCGGCUUGUGUGUCCUCCGCCUUCUCUCCCUCCCUCGCCUUCCCAAUUGCCCCUUCUGCCCACAGCCACUAUCAAGUAGCUGCCCUCCAGCGUGGUUCCUCCUGCCAGGAUGGAGGGGAGUUUCCGUUGUGCCUUGCCUCCCUUCGGAAUAGUUGCAAGCAACUGGCAAGACUUAAGUCACACGUGGGGUUUCGUUUAGGUUGUUUCCCAUUAAGGUCACAAACUCCAGUUUUUGAGUUCCGGCCUGCCUUGAGAACUCUGACUCGCCAGCCUUUCGUUCUGUCCGAACCCCGUGGAGGAUCCUGCAGGGUGGAAGAAGCAUCCCUCUCCGUUUUGCCAAGCGAGACCCACAGAGGGGACUCCAGCUCGCUUCAGAGUCAGGAGUUCUCUUGCUCGUGUUGCACGGGGUUGGGCUGGAUGACCCUCGGGGGUUCCUUACGAUUCUGUGAGCUCUGCGUGUUCUCUAGGACUUUUGCUGGACACAGCCAUCUCUCUUGUGUGUGCUCCUUCGCCCCGGUUUAUUUCUGUGGAAAUCCAUCGAGUGCUUCUCAGCCCUGUCCCGGAAGCAGAAGGGGGGUUUUCCCACCGCCUUGCCUGUUGGUAAAAUCACCUCGCCACCAACACACACUGCUUUUUGUUGAUUUUUGUUGCUGCUGCUGCUGCUGUUCAGGACUGGUCCAGCUGUCUUAAAACGUGUUUUGUUUUUUUAUUUUAUAUAUAUAUAUAAAAAGAAUCACAAUGCAAGCGUUUUCUAGGGACGUUUUGAAUUGCCCCAUUGCCGGAACGUUGGAAAGGUUAACGGAUCUCUGCACGGAGAAAGCUGGGCUGGCUUCCCCCUAGCGAGGCGGACGGGCAGGGUGGGGCCGCCUCCUGGGUCCCCCCGAGGUCCAAGCAAAGGCCUCGCUGGGUUCCCCAAGCCCGCCGUGGAGUGCCUGAGAAGCUAGCCCCCCCGCUGCCCCACUUUCCCCACACGUGCAGAGGAUGGUCCCCAAACACUGAGAAGGGGCGGCAUUGGAGAGAGAGAGAGAAAGGAAAGAAAAUACCUCUUGUUUUUAAAAUAAAAGGAUCAAUAUCAAUAUGUGCCAUGGUUUUGAGAAGAAUUCAUAGAAAAAUAGUAGGCCCACUUGAUUUCUAUUUCUUUUGUCAGUGCUUUUCAUAUCGGAGCCCAGGCAGUGAUGUGUACAGAGAGUAUCUUUGAAUAUCAAACGGAUUUUUCUUUGCUGUGUGUAAAAUAUUGAACAAUUAACUGUUUAUAUUAAAAAAACACAAAAACAAAAUUCUGAAUAAAUUAUCCAAGAAUGCCUCCG